Molecule: messenger RNA, 50972 nt
Organism: Coregonus sp. 'balchen'
Lineage: Eukaryota; Metazoa; Chordata; Actinopteri; Salmoniformes; Salmonidae
Source: the annotation of a GenBank genome assembly
UUUUUGGGUCCUGAGAACACGAGCGGGUUUGUAAUCAGCAGCUGAAUCAGACAGAGCGACAGACCGACAGGGUGACAGACCGACAGACCGACAGACCAGCUGUGCCGGGAGAUAGAUUUAAGUUACAGGUAAAGAACGUUAGUUACACUAACAAACUUUAAUGCAACAUUGGGAUACAAUUAUCUACAAGUAGUAACAAUGUCUGCCCAGCCACAUGCUACCAGGAACUUGCUAGAUUCAUUUAACUAUCUAGCUACGUAAUUUAUGCUAGUUAGCUAGCUAAUUAACCGUAAUCUGUAUUUAGUGUGUUUUAUAUGUGAUGUUGGGUGGUUGUGAAUGAAUGAUGCCCCGCUAGUGUUGGUGUGUACAGGGUUAUAGAGAGACACUCUGCCCUUGUCAUUCUCUGGAGGGGGAUCUGGGUGAAGGGUCACCGCUGGGAUGGGGGCGGGGCUGGCUGGUUAAAUCCUAUACCUCAGUGGUUAAAUCACUCUGUCAUCAUAAUCACAAUUAUAUCUAUAACACAGUAAUAUCAUCAUCACAUUAUAGAAACUACAGGCUAGAACACCGUUCUCGACAGUUACCAAGUAGCUUUAACCGCAACAUGCGCCAGUGUAUAGAGAGGCUACUGCGUCAGGUUAUUUUCAAUGUGUCGUGUUUAUGUCGGCUGUAGGUCCAAGAUACUGGAUUACUGUACUUCCUACUCUAUUGAAAUGGAGAACAUUGUUUGUGUUGACAGAUAAAAUGGCGUCCAUGUUGAUGAACUCUCUACGGCGCUGUCCCCCAGUCAACCCUGCUUGGGCCGUACAUUAUGGUGAGACACACACACACCAGGGAUUCGGACAAGUGACCGGCAACAUUUGAAUUAAUCGGACAUUUACCGGACCCAUAUGCAUUGGGUGCAUAACCCAUUAGGGCAUUCAUGCAAUUCGUUGGAAAACACCAUUCUAAACAGCACACCUGCUGCAAUCAGGUCCAUAUGUGACAGAGAUUAAAAUCUCUGUUAGAAAUAGUUGAAGAUGGGGAAUAAAGAUGCAACAACUAGGAUUGGUUGUUAAUAUGACUAGCAUGGGUUGUUAAUAUGACUAGCAUGGGUUGUUAAUAUGACUAGCAUGGGUUGUUAAUAUGACUAGCAUGGGUUGUUAAUAUGACUAGCAUGGGUUGUUAAAGAUGGACUAUGUAGAAAUCGCGCUGCCAUUUCCUGGUUGCAAAAAUUGUGAUGGUUCACUUAAUUUCAGUUUGUGACAAAACAAGCAAUUAUAUUGUAGAGGAUCAUUGUACCAUCUAAACCGCUGUGAAAUAUAUUUUCCAAAACCAAAAAUAUUGUAUUUUCAGCUGGUUGAUGCUGGAGUAGAAAACCGAUAGUAAAAGAUGCCAAAACUAAACUUAAAGGAAAAAUCCACCCAAAACCACUAAUUCUUAUUAAUUUACAGUGUUACAUAACACAAAUUUACAUUUUAGUCAUUUAGCAGACGCUCUUAUCCAGAGCGACUUACAGUUAGUGAGUGCAUUUCAUACUGGCCCCCCGUGGGAAUCGAACCCACAACCCUGGCGUUGCAAACGCCAUGCUCUACCAACUGAGCUAUAUCCCUGCCGGCCAUUCCCUCCCCUACCCUGGAGGACGCUGGGCCAAUUGUGCGCCGCCCCAUGGGUCUCCCGGUCGCGGCCGGCUACGACAGAUCCUGGAUUCGAACCAGGAUCUCUAGUGGCACAGCUAGCACUGCGAUGCACUACCUUUCACCACUGCGCCACUCGGCAAGAAAAUAUGUGAGAACAAUAUUUUUUGUUAACAAAUGUUUCAUUUUGGCCUUAUAUACUGAACAAAAAUGUAAAUGAAACAAUUUUAAAGAUUUUACUGAGUUACAGUUCAUAAAAGGAAAUCAGUCAAUUGUAAUAAAUAAAUUAGGCCUUAAUCUAUGGAUUUCACAUGACUGGGCAGUGGUGCAGCCGUGGGUGGGCCUAGGAGGGCAUAGGCCCACCCACUGGGGAGCCAGGCCCAGCCAAUCGGAAUGAGUUCUUCCUCACACAAGGGAUUUAUUACAGACAGUAAUGCUCCACAGCACCCCUCACCCCCCCUCAGACAAUCCCGCAGGUGAAGAAGCCGGAUUUGGAGGGCCUGAGCUGGCGUGGUUACACGUGGUCUGGGGAGGUCCUGAGCUGGCGUGGUUACACGUGGUCUGGGGAGGUCCUGGGCUGGCGUGGUUACACGUGGUCUGGGGAGGUCCUGGGCUGGCGUGGUUACACGUGGUCUGGGGAGGUCCUGGGCUGGCGUGGUUACACGUGGUCUGCGGUUGUGAGGACGGUUGGAUGUACUGCCAAAUUCUCUAAAAUGAUGUUGGAGGCAGCUAAUGGGAGAGAAAUUAACAUUCAAUUCUCUGGCAACAGCUCUGGUGGACAUUCCUGCUGUCAGCAUGCCAAUUGCACGCUCCCUCAACUUGAGACAUCUGUGGCAUUGUGUUGUGUGACAAAACUGCACACUUUAAAGUGGCCUUUUAUUGUCCCCAGCACAAGGUGCACCUGUGUAAUGAUCAUGCUGUUUAAUCAUCUUCUUGAUAUGCCACACCUGUCAGGUGGAUGGAUUAUCUUGGCAAAGGCGAAAUGCUCACUAACAGAGAUGUAAACAAAUUUCUUCACAACAUUUGAGAUAAAUAAGCUUUUCGUGCGUAUGGAACAUUUCUGGAAUUUUUUAUUUUAGCUCAUGAAACAUGGGACCAACACUUUACAUGUUCAGUGUAGUAAGGUUGGUAGCAACAUAUGAAAACCGUUGUGAAAAUCUGUUGCAGUUCAAAUCGACUACAAAACCCACAAUGCAUUGCUCUCUAUGGGCUAGCUAGCUAGGUAGCUAGCUAGCAAACGUAGCUACACACAAUACUGAAGUCAAUAUCAGCAUGUGAAGUAGGUAGUUAGCUGUAAAAUCACCUAAACAAACUGCACUAUCAAUUUAGGAGUCUACAAUCUCACCAUGUUCAACCUGCCGAUCGAUUGUGGAGUCUGACAUUAAUGUCCUGAAGGGCAGGCAGUGUGUCCCCAGUGAUGUGUUGGGCAGACCGCACCACCCUCUGGAGAGCCCUGCGGUUGCGGGCGGUGCAGUUGCCGUAUCAGGCGGUGAUACAGACCGACAGGAUGCUCUCAAUGGUGCAUCUGUAAAAGUUUGAGGGUCUUAGGUGCCAAGACAAAUUUCUUCAGCCUCCUGAGGUUGAAGAGGCGCUUUUGCGCUGCCUUCACCACACUGUCUGCGUGGGUGGACCAUUUCAGAUUGUCAGUGAUGUGUAAGCAGAGGAACUUAAAGCUUUUCACCUUCUCAACUGCGGCCCCGUGGAUGGGGGCUUGCUCCCUCUGAUGUCUCCUGAAGUCCAUGAUCAGCUCCUUCAUUUUGUUGACGUUGAGUGAGAGGUUAUUUUCCUGGCACCACUCUGCCAGGGCCCUCACCUCCUCCCUGAAGGCGGUCUCGUCAUUGUUGGUAAUCAGGCCUACUACUGUUGUGUCAUCUGCGAACUUGAUGAUUGAGUUGGAGGCGUGCUUGGCCACGCAGUCAUGGGGAAUAGGGAAUACAGGAGGGGGCUGAGAACGCACCCUCGUGGGGUCCCAGUGUUGAGGAUCAGCGUAGUGGAGGUGUUGUUGCCUUCACCAUCACCACCUGGGGGUGGCCUGUCUCGUGUUUGAGCCGUUGAAUUGCGACUCCACUUUGUCACUGUACUGACGAUUUGCCUGUUUGAUGGCCUUAUGGAGGGCAUAGCUGGACUGUUUAUAUUCAAUCAUAUUCCCAGUCACCACUCAUUGGUCACUCACCAAUUGGCCACUCACCGAGUCAUUGCUCGCACACGCUUUUUCAGUUCUGCCCACACAUUUUCUAUAGGAUUGAGGUCAGGGCUUUGUGAUGGCGACUCCAAUACCUUGACUUUGUUGUCCUUAAGCCAUUUUGCCACAACUUUGGAAGUAUGCUUGGGGUCAUUGUCCAUUUGGAAGACCCAUUUGCGACCAAGCUUUAACUUCCUGACUGAUGUCUUGAGAUGUUGCUUCAAUAUAUCCACAUUUUCCUUCCUCAUGAUGCCAUCUAUUUUGUGAAGUGCACCAGUCCCUCCUGCAGCAAAGCACCCCCACAGCAUGAUGCUGCCACCCCCGUGCUUCACGGUUGGGAUGGUGUUCUUCGGCUUGCAAGCACCCCCUUUUUCCUCCAAACAUAACGAUGGUCAUUAUGGCCAAACCGUUCUAUUUUUGUUUCAUCAGACCAGAGGACAUUUCUCAAAAAAGUAUGUUCUUUGUCCCCAUGUGCAGCUCCUUCAGGGUUAUCUUUGGUCUCUUUGUUGCCUCUGAUUAAUGCCCUCCUUGCCUGGUCUGUGAGUUUUGGUGGGCGGCCCUCUCUUGGCAGGUUUGUUGUGGUGCCAUAUUCUUUCAAUUUUUUAAUAAUGGAUUUAAUGGUGCUCUGUGGGAUGUUCAAAGUUUAGGAUAUUUUUUUAUAACCCAACCCUGAUCUGUACUUCUCCACAACUUUGUCCCUGACCUGUUUGGAGAGCUCCUUGGUCUUCAUGGUGCCGCUUGCUUGGUGGUGCCCUUUGCUUAGUGGUGUUGCAGACUCUGGGGCCUUUCAGAACAGGUGUAUAUAAACUCAGUAAAACAAGAAAUUUCCCUUUUUUCAGGCCCCUGUCUUUCAAAGAUAAUUUGUAAAAAUCCAAGUAACUUCACAGAUCUUCAUUGUAAAGGGUUUAAACACUGUUUCCCAUGCUUGUUUAAUGAACCAUAAACAAUUAAUGAACAUGCACCUGUGGAACGGUCGUUAAGACACUACAGCUUACAGACGGUAGACAAUUAAGGUCACUGUUAUGAAAACUUAGGACACUAAAGAGGCCUUUCUACUGACUCUGAAAAUCGGUACAUCCGAUCAUCACACCUGUGGGACAGGUACAGGAUGGCAACAGCAACUGCCCGAGUUACACCAGGAACGCACAAUCCCUCCAUCAGUGCUCAGACUGUCCGCAAUAGGCUGAGAGAGGCUGGACUGAGGGCUUGUAGGCCUGUUGUAAGGCAGGUCCUCACCAGACAUCACCGGCAACAACGUCGCCUAUGGGCACAAACCCACCGUCGCUGGACCAGACGGGACUGGCAAAAAGUGCUCUUCACUGACGUGUCACGGUUUUGUCUCACCAGGGGUGAUGGUCAGAUUCGCGUUUGUAUCGUCGAAGGAAUGAGCAUUACACAGAGGCCUGAACUCUGGAGCGGGAUCGAUUUGCAGGUGGAGGGUCCGUCAUGGUCUGGAGCGGUGUGUCACAGCAUCAUCGGACUGAGCUUGUUGUCAUUGCAGGCAAUCUCAACGCUGUGCGUUACAGGGAAGACAUCCUCUUCCCUCAUGUGGUACCCUUCCUGCAGGCUCAUCCUGACAUUACAUUUACAUUUAACAUUUACAUUUAAGUCAUUUAGCAGACGCUCUUAUCCAGAGCGACUUACAGUUAGUGAAUACAUAUUUUUUUUAUACUGGCCCCCCGUGGGACUCGAACCCACAACCCUGGCGUUGCAAACGCCAUGCUCUACCAACUGAGCUACAUCCCUGCCGGCCAUUCCCUCCCCUACCCUGGACGACGCUAGGCCAAUUGUGCGCCGCCCAUGAGUCUCCCGGUCGCGGCCGGCUGCGACAGAGCCUGGAUUCGAACCAGGAUCUCUAGUGGCACAGUUAGCACUGCGAUGCAGUGCCUUAGACCACUGUGCCACUCACAUGACCCUCCAGCAUGACAAUGCCACCAGCCAUACCGCUCGUUCUGUGCGUGAUUUCCUGAAAGACGGGAAUGUCAGUGUUCUGCCAUGGCCAGCGAAGAGCCCGGAUCUCAAUCUCAUUGAGCACGUCUGGGACCUGUUGGAUCGGAGGGUGAGGGCUAGUGCCAUUCCCCCCAGAAAUGUCUGGGAACUUGCAGGUGCCUUGGUGGAAGAGUUGGGUAACAUCUCCCAGCAAGAACUGGCAAAUCUGGUGCAGUCCAUGAGGAGGAGAUGCACUGCAGUACUUAAUGCAGCUGGUGGCCACACCAGAUACUGACUGUUACUUUGAUUUUGACUGGUGUGCCAUCCCCGCGACCUCCACAAUGGAUUAGUCCACUCAGACAGGCAUCAUGUGCCAUAAAAAAUUACAUACAUUUGAAACUGUUCGACAAAAAAAAAUAGUGGUCGACCAACAGCCUAUCGACCAAAUAAUCGACCAGUCGACUAAAUGGGGUCAGCCCUUGUUGUAACUAACCCUUUGUAACUCUGUUUCUCAACAGCGACCCGCUCCGUCAGUACAUCAGUCCAGCUCCAUGCCCAGGGUAAGAGUCUACACACACGCUUUGAGAUCGCUGCCCUGAGCUCGUGACAUCACUAUGACAUCACACACCAUCUACUGUAUUAUAUGUGUGUGUGUGUGUGUGUGUGUGUGUGUGUGUGUGUCCCCAGUCCAGACAAAGAGUAAAAAGACAUUGGCUAAACCUGGAGUGAAAAACAUCGUUCUGGUGGAGGGAGUCAGAACACCAUUCCUCCUCUCAGGAACGACGUAAGGCUGGGGGGUUUGGGUUGGGGGGGUGGGCUGGGCUGGGUGUAUAGGGUUGGGGGGUGGGGGUCUGGGUGUAUAGGGUUGUGGAGGUGGGGGGAGGUGGGCUGGGUGUAUAGGGUUGGGGGGGUGGGGGUCUGGGUGUAUAGGGUUGUGGGGUUGGGGGGUGGGCUGGGCUGGGUGUAUAGGGUUGGGGGGUGGGGGUCUGGGUGUAUAGGGUUGUGGAGGUGGGGGGAGGUGGGCUGGGUGUAUAGGGUUGGGGGGGGUGGGGGGUUGGGGGGGUGGGAGGUGUUGAAAAAAUUUGUCCGUGUUCAAAAUGUGUGUGUUUCCAGAUAUGCUGAUCUGAUGCCCCAUGACCUUGCCAGAGCAGCGCUACAGUAAGUCACACAAUCUCACGGCACGACGGCGCCCCCAUGUCACCUUCUAUACACACAAUCUCACGGCACGACGGCGCCCCCAUGUCACCUUCUAUACACACAAUCUCACGGCACGACGGCGCCCCCAUGUCACCUUCUAUACACACAAUCUCACGGCACGACGGCGCCCCCAUGUCACCUUCUAUACACACAAUCUCACGGCACGACGGCGCCCCCCCCAUGUCACCUUCUAUACACACAAUCUCACGGCACGACGGCGCCCCCAUGUCACCGUCUAUACACACAAUCUCACGGCACGACGGCGCCCCCAUGUCACCGUCUAUACACACAAUCUCACGGCACGACGGCGCCCCCAUGUCACCUUCUAUACACACAAUCUCACGGCACGACGGCGCCCCCAUGUCACCUUCUAUACACACAAUCUCACGGCACGACGGCGCCCCCAUGUCACCUUCUAUACACACAAUCUCACGGCACGACGGCGCCCCCAUGUCACCUUCUAUACACACAAUCUCACGGCACGACGGCGCCCCCAUGUCACCUUCUAUACACACAAUCUCACGGCACGACGGCGCCCCCAUGUCACCUUCUAUACACACAAUCUCACGGCACGACGGCGCCCCCAUGUCACCUUCUAUACACACAAUCUCACGGCACGACGGCGCCCCCAUGUCACCUUCUAUACACACAAUCUCACGGCACGACGGCGCCCCCAUGUCACCUUCUAUACACACAAUCUCACGGCACGACGGCGCCCCCAUGUCACCUUCUAUACACACAAUCUCACGGCACGACGGCGCCCCCAUGUCACCUUCUAUACACACAAUCUCACGGCACGACGGCGCCCCCAUGUCACCUUCUAUACACACAAUCUCACGGCACGACGGCGCCCCCAUGUCACCUUCUAUACACACAAUCUCACGGCACGACGGCGCCCCCAUGUCACCUUCUAUACACACAAUCUCACGGCACGACGGCGCCCCCAUGUCACCUUCUAUACACACAAUCUCACGGCACGACGGCGCCCCCAUGUCACCUUCUAUACACACAAUCUCACGGCACGACGGCGCCCCCAUGUCACCUUCUAUACACCAUCCAUGCACGAGGCGCCCCCUGUCACCUUAACAUUUACAUUUUAGUCUCAGACGCUCUAUCUUCAGUUAGUAUACAUUUAUAUUUUUAUAUAGCCCCCGGGGAAUCAAACGCCCAUGCCUAUUGGCUACACCGUUCUCCCACCCUACGACGCGGGCCACGCCGCCCAUGAGUCUCACGGUCGGGCCGGCUGCGACAGAGCGCCGAACCAGGAUCUAGUGGCACAUACAUGCGAUGCGUCCUAACACUCACCACUCAAGGCCCUAUACACACAUCUCACGGCACGACGGCGCCCCCAUGUCACCUUCUAUACACACCAUCUCACGGCACGACGGCGCCCCACACCAUGUGACCUUGUUGGUGUGUGUUGACUGACAUUUUAUGUGUAAUGAUAGAUACACCCACACACACACACACACACACACACACACUACUUUAAUGUUUUUAAAUGUAUGUAAAUAGUAAAGUCGUUUGUCUAUAACAUGUUUUUCGUUAGGUGUCGGACCCCAGUAAGGCUAGUUGUCUAAAAUCAAAUCAACUCUCUAAAUAGACAAGUUCUCACUGGGGUGUGUGUGUGUGUGUGUGUGUGUGUGUGUGUGUGUGUCUGUGUGUGUGUAGGGGUCUGCUGCAUAAAACCAGUCUUCCUAAGGACGCUGUGGAUUACAUCAUCUAUGGAACCGUCAUUCAGGAGGUCAAGACCAGCAACGUGGCCCGAGAGGUACAGACAGACACAGACACACACACAGACACACACACACACACACAGACACACACACACACAGACACAGACACACACAGACACACACACACAGACACAGACACACACAGACAGACACACACACACAGACACACACAGACACACACACACACAGACACACACACACAGACACAGACACAGACACACACACACACACACACACACACACACACACACACACACACACAGACACACACAGACAGACACACACACACACAGACACACAGACAGACACACACACACACACACAGACAGACACACACACACACUGACACACACAGACACACAGACACAGACACACACAGACAGACACACACACACACACACACACACACACACACACACAAACAGACAGAAACAGACAGACACACAGACAGACACACACACACACACACACACACACACAUACACACACACACCACCUCCUUCCCUGUCACACGUGCAGUGUAUGUCUAUGACACGUGUGUGUUUACAGUAUAUAAUGUGUGUGUAUAUAGUAUGUGUGUUUACAAUAUAUAGUGUAUGUGUAUACAGUAUAUAAUGUGUCAAAUCAAAUUUUAUUGGCCACAUGCGCCGAAUACAACAGGUGCAGACAUUACAGUGAAAUGCUUACUUACAGCCCUUAACCAACAGUGCAUUUCUUUUUAAUAAAAAAGUAAAAUAAAACAACAACAAAAAAGUAUUGAGAAAAAAAGAGCAAAAGUCAAAUUAAAUAACAGUAGGGAGGCUAUAUAUACAGGGGGGUACCGGUGCAGAGUCAAUGUGCGGGGGAACCAGCUAGUUGAGGUAGUUGAGGUAAUAUGUACAUGUGGGUAGAGUUAAAGUGACUAUGCAUAAAUAAUUAACAGAGUAGCAGCAGCGUAAAAAGAUGGGGUGGGGGGGGGGGCAGUGCAAAUAGUCCGGUUAGCCAUGAUUAGCUGUUCAGGAGUCUUAUGGCUUGGGGGUAGAAGCUGUUGAGAAGUUUUUUGGACCUAGACUUGGCACUCCGGUACCGCUUGCCGUGCGGUAGCAGAGAGAACAGUCUAUGACUAGGGUGGCUGGAGUCUUUGACAAUUUUGAGGGCCUUCCUCUGACACCGCCUGGUAUAGAGGUCCUGGAUGGCAGGAAGCUUGGCCCCAGUGAUGUACUGGGCCGUACGCACUACCCUCUGUAGUGCCUUGCGGUCAGAGGCCAAGCAGUUGCCAUACCAGGCGGUGAUGCAACCAGUCAGGAUGCUCUCGAUGGUGCAGCUGUAGAACCUUUUGAGGAUCUGAGGACCCAUGCCAAAUCUUUUCAGUCUCCUGAGGGGGAAUAGGUUUUGUCGUGCCCUCUUCACGACUGUCUUGGUGUGUUUGGGCCAUGAUAGUUCGUUGGUGAUGUGGACACCAAGGAACUUGAAGCUCUCAACCUGUUCCACUACAGCCCUGUCGAUGAGAAUGGGGGCGUGCUCAGUCCUCUUUUUUUUUCCUGUAGUCCACGAUCAUCUCCUUUGUCUUGGUCACGUUGAGGGAGAGGUUGUUAUCCUGGCACCACACGGCCAGGUCUCUGACCUCCUCCCUACAGGCUGUCUCAUCGUUGUCGGUGAUCAGGCCUACCACUGUUGUGUCGUCGGCAAACUUAAUGAUGGUGUUGGAGUCGUGCCUGGCCAUGCAGUCAUGGGUGAACAGGGAGUACAGGAAGGGACUGAGCACGCACCCCUGAGGGGCCUCCGUGUUGAGGAUCAGUGUGGCAGAUGUGUUGUUACCUACCCUUACCACCUGACGGAGGCCCAUCAGGAAGUCCAGGAUCCAGUUGCAGAGGGAGGUGUUUAGUCCCAGGAUCCUUAGCUUAGUGAUGAGCUUUGAGGGCACUAUGGUGUUGAAUGCUGAGCUGUAGUCAAUGAAUAGCAUUCUCAUGUAGGUGUUCCUCUUGUCCAGGUGGGAAAGGGCAGUGUGGAGUGCAAUAGAGAUUGCAUAAUCUGUGGAUCUGUUGGGGCGGUAUGGAAAUUGGAGUGGGUCUAGGGUUUCUGGGAUAAUGGUGUUGAUGUGAGCCAUGACCAGCCUUUCAAAGCACUUCAUGGCUACAGACGUCAGUGCUACGGGUCGGUAGUCAUUUAGGCAGGUUAUCUUAGUGUCCUUGGGCACGGGGUCUAUGGUGGUCUGCUUGAAACAUGUUGGUAUUACAGACUCAGUCAGGGACAUGUUGACAAUGUCAGUGAAGACACUUGCCAGUUGGUCAGCACAUGCUCGGAGUACACGUCCUGGUAAUCCGUCUGGCCCUGCGGCCUAGUGAAUGUUGACCUGCUUAAAAGUCUUACUCACAUCGGCUACGGAGAACGUGAUCACAUAGUCAUCUGGAACAGCUGGUGCUCUCAUGCAUGCUUCAGUGUUGCUUGCCUCAAAGCGAGCAUAGAAGUGGUUUAGCUCGUCUGGUAGGCUUGUGUCAAUGGGAAGCUCGCGGCUGUGCUUCCCUUUGUAGUCUGUAAUAGUUUUCAAGCCCUGCCACAUCCGACGAGCGUCAGAGCCGGUGUAGUACGAUUCAAUCUUAGUCCUGUAUUGACUCUUUGCCUGUUUGAUGGUUCGUCGGAGGGCAUAGCGGGAUUUCUUAUAAGCGUCCGGGUUAGAGUCCCGCUUCUUGAAAGCGGCAGCUCUACCCUUUAGCUCAGUGCGGAUGUUUCCUGUAAUCCAUGGCUUCUGGUUGGGUAUGUACGUACGGUCACUGUGGGGAUGACAUCAUCGAUGCACUUAUUGAUGAAGCCAGUGACUGAUGUGGUAUACUCCUCAAUGCUAUCUGAAGAAUCCCAGAACAUGUUCCAGUCUGCUAGCAAAACAGUCCUGUAGCUAAGCAUCGGCGUCAUCUGACCACUUUUUUAUUGACCGAGUCACUGGUGCUUCCUGCUUUAGUUUCUGCUUGUAAGCAGGAAUCAGGAGGAUAGAGUUAUGGUCAGAUUUGCCAAAUGGAGGGCGAGGGAGAGCUUUGUAUGCGUCUCUGUGUGUGGAGUAAAGGUGGUCUAGAGUUUUUUUCCCUCUGGUUGCACAUUUAACAUGCUGGUAGAAAUUAGGUAGAACGGAUUUAAGUUUCCCUGCAUUAAAGUCCCCGGCCACUAGGAGCGCUGCCUCUGGAUGAGCGUUUUCCUGUUCACUUAUGGCCUUAUACAGCUCAUUGAGUGCAAUCUUAAUGCCAGCAUUGGUUUGGUGGUAAAUAGACAGCUAUGAAAAAUAUAGAUUAAAACUCUCUUGGUAAAUAGUGUGGUCUACAGCUUAUCAUGAGAUACUCUACCUCAGGUGAGCAAAACCUUGAGACUUCCUUAGUAUUUGAAUUUGUGCACCAGCUGUUGUUUACAAAUAUACACAGACCGCCACCCCUUGUCUUACCGGAGUCAGCCGUUCUAUCCUGCCGAUGUAGCAUAUAGCCCGCUAGCUGUAUGUUGUCCAUGUCGUCGUUCAGCCACGACUCGGUGAAACAUAAGAUAUUGUAUGGAUGACGGAUCACCACCUCAAGCUGAACCUUGGCAAGACGGAGCUGCUCUUCGUCCCGGGGAAGGACUGCCUGUUCCAUGAUCUUGCCAUCACGGUUGACAACUCCGUUGUGUCCUCCUCCCAGAGUGCGAAGAGCCUUGGCGUGACCCUGGACAACACCCUGUCGUUCUCCGCUAACAUCAAGGCGGUGACCCGAUCCUGUAGGUUCAUGCUCUACAACAUUCGCAGAGUACGACCCUGCCUUACACAGGAAGCGGCACAGGUCCUAAUCCAGGCACUUGUCGUCUCCCGUCUGGAUUACUGCAACUCGCUGUUGGCUGGCCUCCCUGCCUGUGCCAUUAAACCCCUACAACUCAUCCAGAAUGCCGCAGCCCGUCUGGUGUUCAACCUUCCCAAGUUCUCUCACGUCACCCUGCUCCUCCGCACACUCCACUGGCUUCCAGUUGAAGCUCGCAUCUGCUAUAAGACCAUGGUGCUUGCCUACGGAGCUGUGAGGGGAACGGCACCUCUGUACCUUCAGGCUCUGAUCAGUCCCUACACCCAAACGAGGGCAUUGCGUUCAUCCACCUCUGGCCUGCUGGCUCCCCUUCCUCUGCGGAAGCAUAGUUCCCGCUCAGCCCAGUCAAAACUGUUGCUGCUCUGGCACCCCAAUGGUGGAACAAGCUCCCUCACGACGCCAGGACAGCGGAGUCACUCACCACCUUCCGGAGACACUUGAAACCCCACCUCUUUAAGGAAUACCUGGGAUAGGAUAAAGUAAUCCUUCUACCCCCCCCCUUACCCCAACCCACCCCCCCCCCAAAAAAAAAAACCCAAAAAAAAAAAAAAAAAAAAAACAUUGUAAAGUGGUUAUCCCACUGGCUAUAAGGUGAAUGCACCAAUUUGUAAGUCGCUCUGGAUAAGAGCGUCUGCUAAAUGACGUAAAUGUAAUAUUACAGUUUUUAAUGUCCCGUUGGUAGGAUAACCGUAAUCAUAGGUCAUCUAAUUUAUUUUCAAAUGAUUGAAGAUUGGCUAAUAGGAUUGAUGGAAGAGGCAGUUUACUCGCUCGCCGUCGGAUCCUUACAAGGCACCCCGACCUACGUCCACGACAUCUCCGUCUCUUCCUCAUGCGAAUGACGGGGAUUUGGGCCUUGUCGGGUGUCUGUAGGAUAUCCUUCGCGGCCGCCUCGUUGAAGAAAAAAUAUUAGUCCAAUACGAGGUGAGUAAUCGCUGUCCUGAUAUCCAGAAGCUCUUUUUGGUUGUAAGAGACGAUGGCAGAAACAUUAUGUACAAAAUAAAUUACAAAUAACGCGGAAAAACACACAUAAUAGUACAAUUGGUUAGAGGGCUGUAAAACGGCAGCCAUCUUCUCCGGCGCCAUUGUUCUGUGUUGGUGUAUACAGUAUAUAAUGUAUGUAUACAGUAUAUGUGUAUACAGUGUGUGUGUAUACAGUGUGUGUGUGUACAGUAUAUAAUAUGAGUAUGUAUGCACUCACUAACUGUGGAUAAGAGCGUCUGCUAAAUAAUGUUUGUUUUCCAGGCGUCGUUGGGAGCAGGCUUCUCUGACAAGAUCCCGUCUCACACCGUCACCAUGGCCUGCAUUUCCUCCAACGUCGCUAUGACAACAGGUACCGGUCUGUAAUGAUAACAACAGGUACCGGUCUGUAAUGAUGACAGCAGGUACCGGUCUGUAAUGAUGACAGCAGGUACCGGUCUGUAAUGAUGACAGCAGGUACCGGUCUGUAAUGAUGACAGCAGGUACCGGUCUGUAAUGAUGACAGCAGGUACCGGUCUGUAAUGAUGACAACAGGUACCGGUCUGUAAUGAUGACAACAGGUACCGGUCUGUAAUGAUGACACAGGUACCGGUCUGUAAUGAUGACACAGGUACCGGUCUGUAAUGAUGACACAGGUACCGGUCUGUAAUGAUGACAGCAGGUACCGGUCUGUAAUGAUGACAGCAGGUACCGGUCUGUAAUGAUGACAGCAGGUACCGGUCUGUAAUGAUGACAACAGGUACCGGUCUGUAAUGAUGACAGCAGGUACCGGUCUGUAAUGAUGACAGCAGGUACCGGUCUGUAAUGAUGACAGCAGGUACCGGUCUGUAAUGAUGACAGCAGGUACCGGUCUGUAAUGAUGACAGCAUGUACCGUCUGUAAUGAUGACACAGUACCGUCUGUAAUGAUGACACAGGUACCGGUCUGUAAUAUGACAACAGGUACCGGUCUGUAAUGAUGACAACAGGUACCGGUCUGUAAUGAUGACCGCAGGUACCGGUCUGUAAUGAUGACAGCAGGUACCGGUCUGUAAUGAUGACAGCAGGUACCGGUCUGUAAUGGGGGUGGGGCUGAUCACAGCGGGUCAGUGUGAUACCAAUGUAACAGUGUGAUACCAUAGUAACAGUGUGUUGUGGGGGUGAUUACAGGGGACCAGUGUGAUACCAUAGUAACAGUGUAUUGUGUGUUGUAGGGGUGGGGCUGAUCACAGCGGGUCAGUGUGAUACCAUAGUAACAGUGUAUUGUGGGGGUGAUUACAGGGGACCAGUGUGAUACCAUAGUAACAGUGUAUUGUGUGUUGUAGGAGUGGGGCUGAUCGCAGCAGGCCAGUGUGAUACCAUAGUAACUGUGUAUUGUGUGUUGUAGGAGUGGGGCUGAUCGCAGCAGGCCAGUGUGAUACCAUAGUAACAGUGUAUUCUCUAUGUGUUGUAGGAGUGGGGCUGAUCGCAGCAGGUCAGUGUGAUACCAUAGUAACAGUGUAUUGUGUGUUGUAGGAGUGGGGCUGAUCGCAGCAGGCCAGUGUGAUACCAUAGUAGCUGGAGGGGUGGAGUUUAUGUCGGACGUCCCUAUUCGCCACAGCAGGAAGAUGAGGAAGACCAUGUUGGCUCUGAACAGAGCGAAGACCCUCGGACAACGCCUUAGCCUUAUAAGCUCUAUCAGGAUGGCUCAUCUCACACCUGAGGUAUUUCAUCUACAGUGGUGUGAAAGUGUUUGCCCCCUUCCUGAUUUGUUAUUUGUUUGCAUGUUUGUCACACUUAAAUGUUUCAGAUCAUCAAACAAAUGUAAAUAUUAGUCAAAGAUAACACAACACAAGUAAACAGAAAAUGCAGUUUUGAAAUGAAGGUUGUUAUUAUUAAGGGAACAAAAUCCAAACCCACAUGGCCCUGUGGGAAAAAGGGUUUGCCAACCCCCCCCCCCCCCCCCCUUCCUUUUAACAGAACUCAACUGUGGUUUAUCACACCUGAGUUCAAUUCCUCUAGCCACACCCAGGCCUGAUUACUUUAUUAUUAACAAAAGAUCCUCCAAAAGCUAGACAUCAUGCCGAGAUCCAAAGAAAUUCAGGAACAAAUGAGAAAGAAAGUAAUUGAGAUCCAUCAGUCUGGAAAAGGUUAUAAAGCCAUUUCUAAAGCUUUGGGACUCCAGCGAACCACAGUGAAAGCCAUUAUCCACAAAUGGCGAAAACAUGGAACAGUGGUGAACCUUCCCAGGAGUGGCCGGCCGACCAAAAUUACCCCAAGAGCGCAGCGACGACUCAUCCAAGAGGUCACAAAAGACCCCACAACAACAUCCAAAGAGCUGCAGGCCUCACUUGCCUCAUUUAAGGUCAGUGUUCAUGACUCCACCAUAAGAAAGAGACUGGUCAAAAAUGGCCUGCAUGGCAGAGUUCCCAGACGAAAACCACUGCUGAGCAAAAAGAACAUUAAGGCUCGUCUCAUUUUUGCCAGAAAACAUCUUGAUGAUCUCCAAGACCUUUGGGAAAAUACUCUGUGGACUGACGAGACAAAAGUUUGAACUUUUUGGAAGGUGUGUGUCCCAUUACAUCUGGCGUAAAAGUAACACCGCAUUUCAGAAAAAGAACAUCAUACCAACAGUAAAAUAUGGUGGUGGUAGUGGUAGAAGUUUACAUACACCUUAACCAAAUACAUUUAAACUCAGUUUUUCACAAUUCCUGACAUUUAAUCCUAGUAAAAAUUCCCUGUUUUAGGUCAGUUAGGAUCACCACUUUAUUUUAAGAAUGUGAAAUGUCAGAAUAAUAGUAGAGAGAAUGAUUUAUUUCAGCUUUUAUUUCUUUCAUCACAUUCCCAGUGGGACAGAAGUUUACAUACACUCAAUUAGUAUUUUGUAUCAUUGCCUUUAAAUUGUUUAACUUGGGUCAAACGUUUUGGGUAGCCUUCCACAAGCUUCCCACAAUAAGUUGGGUGAAUUUUGGCCCAUUCCUCCUGACAGAGAUGGUGUAACUGAGUCAGGUUUGUAGGCCUCCUUGCUCGCACACGCUUUUUCAGUUCUGCCCACACAUUUCCUAUAGGAUUGAGGUCAGGGCUUUGUGAUGGCCACUCCAAUACCUUGACUUUGCUGUCCUUAAGCCAUUUUGCCACAACAUUGGAAGUAUGCUUGGGGUCAUUGUCUAUUUGGAAGACCCAUUUGCGACCAAGCUUUAACUUCCUGACUGAUGUCUUGAGAUGUUGCUUCAAUAUAUCCACAUAAUUUUCCUUCCUCAUGAUGCCAUCUAUUUUGGGAAGUGCACCAGUCCCUCCUGCAGCAAUGCACCCCCACAGCAUGAUGCUGCCACCCCGUUCUUCACGGUUGGGAUGGUGUUCUUCGGCUUGCAAGCACCCCCUUUUUCCUCCAAACAUAACGAUGGUCAUUAUGGCGAAACCGUUCUAUUUUUGUUUCAUCAGACCAGAGGACAUUUCUCCAAAAAGUACGAUCUUUGUCCCCAUGUGCAGUUGCAAACCGUUGUCUGGCUUUUUAUGGUGUUUUUGGAGCAGUGGCUUCUUCCUUGCUGAGCGGCCUUUCAGGUUAUGUCGAUAUAGGACUUGUUUACUGUGGAUAUAGAUACUUUUGUACCUGUUUCCUCCAGCAUCUUCACAAGGUCCUUUGCUGUUGUUCUGGGAUUGAUUUGCACUAUUCGCACCAAAGUACGUUAAUCUCUAGGAGACAGAACGCGUCUCCUUCCUGAGCGGUAUGACAGCUGCGUGGUCCCAUGGUGUUUUUACUUGCGUACUAUUGUUUGUACAGAUGAACGUGGUACCUUCAGGCGUUUGGAAAUUGCUCCCAAGGAUGAACCAGACUUGUGGAGGUCUACAAUUUUUUUUCUAAGGUCUUGGCUGAUUUCUUUUGAUUUUCCCAUGAGGUCAAGCAAAGAGGCACUGAGUUUGAAGGUAGGCCUUGAAAUACAUCCACAGGUACACCUCCUAUUGACUCAAAUGAUGUCAAUUAGCCUAUCAGAAGCUUCUAAAGCCAUGACAUCAUUUUCUGGAAUUUUCCAAGCUGUUUAAAGGCACAGUCAACUUAGUGUAUGUAAACCUCUGACCCACUGGAAUUGUGAUACAGUGAAUUAAAAGUGAAAUAAUCUGUCUGUAAACAAUUGUUGGAAAAAUUACUUGUCAUGCACAAAGUAGAUGUCCUAUCAGACUUGCCAAAACUAUAGAUUGUUAACAAGACAUUUGUGGGGUGGUUGAAAAACGAGUUUUAAUGACUCCAACCUAAGUGUAUGUAAACUUCCGACUUCAACUGUGUGUGUGUAUGUAUGUGUGUGUAUAUAUAUAUAUAUAUAUAUAUAUAUAUAAAUAAAUAAAAUAUUGCUAAAAAAAAUAAAGGGAACACUAAAAUAACACAUCCUAGAACUGAAUGAAUGAAAUAAUCUUAUUAAAUACUUUUUUCUUUACAUAGUUGAAUGUGCUGACAACAAAAUCACACAAAAAUUAUCAAUGGAAAUCAAAUUUAUCAACCCAUGGAGGUCUGGAUUUGGAGUCACCCUCAAAAUUAAAGUGGAAAACCACACUACAGGCUGAUCCAACUUUGAUGUAAUGUCCUUAAAACAAGUCAAAAUGAGGCUCAGUAGUGUGUGUGGCCUCCACGUGCCUGUAUGACCUCCCUACAACGCCUGGGCAUGCUCCUGAUGAGGUGGCGGAUGGGCUCCUGAGGGAUCUCCUCCCAGACCUGGACUAAAGCAUCCGCCAACUCCUGGACAGUCUGUGGUGCAACGUGGCGUUGGUGGAUGGAGCGAGACAUGAUGUCCCAGAUGUGCUCAAUUGGAUUCAGGUCUGGGGAACGGGCGGUCCAUAGCAUCAAUGCCUUCCUCUUGCAGGAACUGCUGACACACUCCAGCCACAUGAGGUCUAGCAUUGUCUUGCAUUAGGAGGAACCCAGGGCCAACCGCACCAGCAUAUGGUCUCACAAGGGGUCUGAGGAUCUCAUCUCGGUACCUAAUGGCAGUCAGGCUACCUCUGGCGAGCACAUGGAGGGCUGUGCAGCCCCCCAAAGAAAUGCCACACCACACCAUGACUGACCCACCGCCAAACCGGUCAUGCUGGAGGAUGUUGCAGGCAGCAGAACGUUCUCCACGGCGUCUCCAGACUCUGUCACAUGUGCUCAGUGUGAACCUGCUUUCAUCUGUGAAGAGCACAGGGCGCCAGUGGCGAAUUUGCCAAUCUUGGUGUUCUCUGGCAAAUGCCAAACGUCCUGCACGGUGUUGGGCUGUAAGCACAACCCCCACCUGUGGACAUCGGGCCCUCAUACCACCCUCAUGGAGUCUGUUCCUGACCGUUUGAGCAGACACAUGCACAUUUGUGGCCUGCUGGAGGUCAUUUUGCAGGGCUCUGGCAGUGCUCCUCCUGCUCCUCCUUGCACAAAGGCGGAGGUAGCGGUCCUGCUGCUGGGUUGUUGCCCUCCUACGGCCUCCUCCACGUCUCCUGAUGUACUGGCCUGUCUCCUGGUAGCGCCUCCAUGCUCUGGACACUACGCUGACAGACACAGCAAACCUUCUUGCCACAGCUCGCAUUGAUGUGCCAUCCUGGAUGAGCUGCACUACCUGAGCCACUUGUGUGGGUUGUAGACUCCGUCUCAUGCUACCACUAGAGUGAAAGCACCGCCAGCAUUCAAAAGUGACCAAAACAUCAGCCCGGAAGCAUAGGAACUGAGAAGUGGUCUGUGGUCACCACCUGCAGAACCAGUCCUUUAUUGGGGGUGUCUUGCUAAUUGCCUAUAAUUUCCACCUGUUGUCUAUUCCAUUUGCACAACAGCAUGUGAAAUGUAUUGUCAAUCAGUGUUGCUUCCUAAGUGGACAGUUUGAUUUCACAGAAGUGUGAUUGACUUGGAGUUACAUUGUGUUGUUUAAGUGUUCCCUUUAUUUUUGAGCAGUGUAUAAUUUGUGUGUUUAUAUAAUGUGUUUUGUGUAUAAUGUAUAUGUGUGUUGAUAUAAAUGUGUGUGUGUGUGUGUGUGUAUAAUGUAUAUGUGUGUUUAUAUAAUGUGUGUGUGUUUAUAUAAUGUAUGUGUGUGUGUUUAUAUAAUGUGUGUGUGUUUAUAUUGUGUGUGUUUAUAUGAUGUGUGUGUGUGUGUGUGUGUUUAUAUAAUGUGUGUGUAGCUGCCUGCGGUAGCAGAGUUUUCCACGGCAGAGACGAUGGGUCAUAGUGCGGACCGUCUGGCGGCGGCGUUCGGAGUGACUCGGUUGGAGCAGGAUGAAUUCGCUCUGCGAUCUCACACUUUAGCCAAACAGGCUCAGGAUGCAGGACUCCUCAGCGACGUCAUCAGCUUCAAGGUGCCAGGUAACCAUGAACACUGGGUUGUUGUCUAGUUUGGUGGGUUAGAACUGUGACCAAUGGUGUAGUUUAGUCUAGUAUUAGGGGUUGAGACUAGUGACCAGAGGGUUAGUUAGUCUAGUAUUAGGGGGUGUAGAGACUAUGACCAGAGGUUAGUUAGUCUAGUAUUAGGGGUUUCGAACUAGUGACCAGAGGGUUAGUUAGUCUAGUAUUAGGGGGUUAGAGACUAGUGACCAGAGGGUUAGUUAGUCUAGUAUUAGGGGGUUAGAGACUAGUGACCAGAGGGUUAGUUAGUCUAGUAUUAGGGGGUUAGAGACUAGUGACCAGAGGGUUAGUUAGUCUAGUAUUAGGGGGUUAGAGACUAGUGACCAGAGGGUUGGUUGGUUAGUUAGUCUAGUAUUAGGGGGUUAGAGACUAGUGACCAGAGGGUUAGUUAGUCUAGUAUUAGGGGUUAGAGACUAGUGACCAGAGGGUUAGUUAGUCUAGUAUUAGGGGGUUAGAGACUAGUGACCAGAGGGUUAGUUAGUCUAGUAUUAGGGGGUUAGAGACUAGUGACCAGAGGGUUAGUUAGUCUAGUAUUAGGGGUUAGAGACUAGUGACCAGAGGGUUAGUUAGUCUAGUAUUAGGGGGUUAGAGACUAGUGACCAGAGGGUUAGUUAGUCUAGUAUUAGGGGUUAGAGACUAGUGACCAGAGGGUUAGUUAGUCUAGUAUUAGGGGGUUAGAGACUAGUGACCAGAGGGUUAGUUAGUCUAGUAUUAGGGGGUUAGAGACUAGUGACCAGAGGGUUAGUUAGUCUAGUAUUAGGGGGUUAGAGACUAGUGACCAGAGGGUUAGUUAGUCUAGUAUUAGGGGUUAGAGACUAGUGACCAGAGGGUUAGUUAGUCUAGUAUUAGGGGUUAGAGACUAGUGACCAGAGGGUUAGUUAGUCUAGUAUUAGGGGGUUAGAGACUAGUGACCAGAGGGUUAGUUAGUCUAGUAUUAGGGGGUUAGAGACUAGUGACCAGAGGGUUAGUUAGUCUAGUAUUAGGGGGUUAGAGACUAGUGACCAGAGGGUUAGUUAGUCUAGUAUUAGGGGUUAGAGACUAGUGACCAGAGGGUUAGUUAGUCUAGUAUUAGGGGGUUAGAGACUAGUGACCAGAGGGUUAGUUAGUCUAGUAUUAGGGGUUAGAGACUAGUGACCAGAGGGUUAGUUAGUCUAGUAUUAGGGGUUAGAGACUAGUGACCAGAGGGUUAGUUAGUCUAGUAUUAGGGGGUUAGAGACUAUGACCAGAGGGUUAGUUAGUCUAGUAUUAGGGGGUUAGAGACUAGUGACCAGAAGGGUAUAGUUAGUCUAGUAUAGGGUUAGAGACUAGUGACCAGAGGGUUGUUAGUCUAGUCUAGUAUUAGGGUUAGAGACUAGUGACCAGAGGGUUAGUUAGUCUAGUAUUAGGGGGUUAGAGACUAGUGACCAGAGGGUUAGUUAGUCUAGAUAUUAGGGGUUAGAGACUAGUGACCAGAGGGUUAGUUAGUCUAGUAUUAGGGGUUGAGACUAGUGACCAGAGGUUAGUUAGUCUAGUAUUAGGGGGUUAGAGACUAGUGACCAGAGGGUUAGUUAGUCUAGUAUUAGGGGGUUUAGAGACUAGUGACCAAGGGUUAGUUAGUCUAGUAUUAGGGGGUUAGAGACUAGUGACCAGAGGGUUAGUUAGUCUAGUAUUAGGGGGGUUAGAGACUAGUGACCAGAGGGUUAAGUUUAGUCUAGUAUUAGGGGGUUAGAGACUAGUGACCAGAGGGUUAGUUAGUCUAGUAUUAGGGGUUAGAGACUAGUGACCAGAGGGUUAGUUAGUCUAGUAUUAGGGGGUUAGAGACUAGUGACCAGAGGGUUAGUUAGUCUAGUAUUAGGGGGUUAGAGACUAGUGACCAGAGGGUUAGUUAGUCUAGUAUUAGGGGGUUAGAGACUAGUGACCAGAGGGUUAGUUAGUCUAGUAUUAGGGGGUUAGAGACUAGUGACCAGAGGGUUAGUUAGUCUAGUAUUAGGGGGUUAGAGACUAGUGACCAGAGGGUUAGUUAGUCUAGUAUUAGGGGGUUAGAGACUAGUGACCAGAGGGUUAGUUAGUCUAGUAUUAGGGGGUUAGAGACUAGUGACCAGAGGGUUAGUUAGUCUAGUAUUAGGGGGUUAGAGACUAGUGACCAGAGGGUUAGUUAGUCUAGUAUUAGGGGGUUAGAGACUAGUGACCAGAGGGUUAGUUAGUCUAGUAUAGGGUUAGAGAUAGUGACCAGAGGGUUAGUUAGUCAUAGUUAGGGGUUAGAGACUAGUGACCAGAGGGUUAGUUAGUCUAGUAUUAGGGGGUUAGAGACUAGUGACCAGAGGGUUAGUUAGUCUAGUAUUAGGGGGUUAGAGACUAGUGACCAGAGGGUUAGUUAGUCUAGUAUUAGGGGUUAGAGACUAGUGACCAGAGGGUUAGUUAGUCUAGUAUUAGGGGGUUAGAGACUAGUGACCAGAGGGUUAGUUAGUCUAGUAUUAGGGGUUAGAGACUAGUGACCAGAGGGUUAGUUUAGUCUAGUAUUAGGGUGUUAGAGACUAGUGACCAGAGGGUUUAGUUUAGUCUAGUAUUAGGGGGUUAGAGACUAGUGACCAGAGGGUUAGUUAGUCUAGUAUUAGGGGGUUAGAGACUAGUGACCAGAGGGUUAGUUAGUCUAGUAUUAGGGGUUAGAGACUAGUGACCAGAGGGUUAGUUAGUCCUAGUAUUAGGGGGUUAGAGACUAGUGACCAGAGGGUUAGUUAGUCUAGUAUUAGGGGGUUAGAGACUAGUGACCAGAGGGUUAGUUAGUCUAGUUUUAGGGGUUAGAGACUAGUGACCAGAGGGUUGGUUGGUUAGUUAGUCUAGUUUUAGGGGUUAGAGACUAGUGACCAGAGGGUUAGCGUUCUAGUCCAUCAAGCCAGUGGUUACGAAACUGUGGGGCACAGGGGGCAUGUUAGAAUGCACAUGGUGUAAAACGGGGGGGCGUUCCCCAAUGAUGGAAGGGUAGCCUGAGUGGAGAAGUUAGGGAACCCCUGCAUCAAGCCAACAGAGCAUUCUAUGACUGCUGUGAUGAUGACAAAUAUUGAACAAAGUGUGUGUGUAGGGCGUGACAUGGUCGCCAAGGACAACGGGAUCCGUCCAUCCUCCAUGGAACAGCUGGCCAAACUGAAACCUGCCUUCAUCAAACCCCAUGGCACUGUUACUGCUGCAAACUCCUCCUUCCUGGUACGUGCACGCACACGCACGCACGCACGCGCACACGCACACGCACACACAGAGAGAGAGAACAGUUAACUGUUUCUCCUCCUUCCUGGUAUAAACACAUAACAUAUUUUUUUAUUGACUGUUACUCAACUCCUCAAUUGACUGAAUGUAAACUGUGUGUGUUCCUCAGACGGACGGUGCAUCAGCUGUCCUCAUCAUGUCAGAAGAGAAAGCCCUGGCCAUGGGAUACAAGCCCAAAGCCUACCUCAGGUACUGUAUUACUGUAAUAUACUAUACUUCACUAUACUACAGAGAAAGCCCUGGCCAUGGGAUACAAGCCCAAAGCCUACCUCAGGUACUGUAAUAUACUAUACUUCACUAUACUACAGAGAAAGCCCUGGCCAUGGGAUACAAGCCCAAAGCCUACCUCAGGUACUGUAUUACUGUAAUAUACUAUACUUCACUAUACUACAGAGAAAGCCCUGGCCAUGGGAUACAAGCCCAAAGCCUACCUCAGGUACUGUAAUAUACUAUACUUCACUAUACUACAGAGAAAGCCCUGUCCAUGGGAUACAAGCCCAAAGCCUACCUCAGGUACUGUAAUAUACUAUACUUCACUAUACUACAGAGAAAGCCCUGGCCAUGGGAUACAAGCCCAAAGCCUACCUCAGGUACUCUAUUACUGUAAUAUACUAUACUUCACUAUACUACAUAGAAGUAUCUGCAGUGUGUAGUCAUGGUAUGUGUAUCUGCUGUGUGUGUUCUACAGAGACUUUGUGUACGUGUCUCAGGACCCCAAAGACCAGUUGCUGCUGGGGUGAGUAACCUUUAACCCUGACCUAGAGUGGACCUGAACUUUAACCCUGCUAUAGUAGCUCUAUGGUCUAUAGAACCAUGAGGAUGAGGAUGAUAAAUAGUUAAUACGUUUGUUUCUCCUCUUCAGGCCAGCAUAUGGAACUCCUAAAGUUCUGGCACGUGCAGGGUUAACUAUGGAUGACAUCGAUGUCUUCGAGUUCCACGAGGCCUUUGCCGUGAGUUACUCUGUGUGUGUGUGUGUCUGUGUGUGUGUGUGUGUGUGUGUGUUCUACAUGUUAGAUCUUCUUUAUGUGGAGCUCAGUAUAAGUUAUAGAUCCUUCAAAUUCCUCAGUGUCCACAUCACUAAGGACUUGGACCUCUGUAGCUCAGCUGGUAGAGCACGGCGCUUGUAACGCCAAGGUAGUGGGUUCGAUCCCCGGGACCACACAUACGUAAAAAUGUAUGCACACAUGACUGUAAGUCGCUUUGGAUAAAAGCGUCUGCUAAAUGGCUUAUUAUUAUUAUUAUUAUUAUUAUUAUUAUGAUUAUUAUUAUGAUUAUUAUUAUUAACAUGGUCCACACAAACCAACACAGUCCUGAAGAGGGCCCGGCAGCGCCUAUUCCCCCUCAGGAGGCUGAAAAGGUUUGGCACGGGUCCUCAGAUCCUCAAAACGUUAUACAGCUGCACCAUCUAGAGCAUCCUGACUGGCUGCAUCACCGCCUGGUAUGGAAAAUGCACCGCCCUUGGCCAAGGCGCUACAGAGGGUGGUGCGGACAGCCCAGUACAUCACUGGGGCCAAGCUCCCUGCCAUCCAGGACCUCUAGACCAGGCGGUCAGAGGAAGGCCCUGAAUAUUGCCAAAUACUCCAGCCCCCCUAGCCAUAGACUGUUCUCUCUACUACCGUCCGGCAAACGGUACCGGAGCAUCGGCUUUCGGACCAACUGGCUCCGAGACAGCUUCUAUCCCCAAGCCAUAAGACUGCUAAAUAGCCAGACUGCUAAAUAGCCAGACUGCUAAAUAGCCAGACUGCUAAAUAGUUAAUUCAUGGUACCUGAACUAUCUGCACUGACUCUAUCUCACAUUGACCCUACUCACUCACCCUACUCACUCACCCUAUCACACACACACACUCACCCUACUCACUCACCCUACACUCACCCUACACUCACCCUACUCACUCACCCUACACUCACCCUACUCGACCCCACCCUCCUACACCACCCUACUCCCCACUCACCCUCACUCACCCUACUCACCCCUCCUACACUCACCCUACUCACCCUCCCUCCCCUACACUUCACCCCCUACCCCCCCUACCCCCCUACACUCACCCUACUCACCCCUCCUACACUCACCCCCACCACCCCCCCUACACCACCCUAACUCACCCCCUACACUCACCCUACACUCACCCUACCAACCCACCACCCCUACACUCACCCUACCACCCCCCCAACUCAAACCCACACUCACCCUACCCCCCCUACACUCACCCACAAACCCCACCAACCCUAAAUCACCCCCCCCCCCUAAAACUCCCCCAAAACCCACCCCAAAACCCCCCCCCCCCCACCCCCCAAAACCCCCCCCUACCCCCCCAAAACCCCCCCCCCCCACCCCCCCACACCCCCAAAACCCCCCCCCCCCCCCCCCACCCCCCCCCCCCCCCCCCAAACCCCCCCCCCCCACCCCCCCACCCACCCCCCCCCAAAACCCCCCCAAACCCCCCCCCCUCCCCCCAACCCCCCCCCCCCUACUCACCCCCCCCCCACCCCCCCCCUUUCCCCCCCUCCCAAAACCCCCCCCCCCUCCCCCCCCCCCCCCCCCCCACCCCCCCCCCCAAACACCCCCCCCCCCCACCCCCAAACCACCCCCCCAACCCCCCCCCAAAAACCCCCCCCCCCCCCCCAAACCCAAAACCCACCCACCCCCCCCCCCCCCCACCCCCCCCACCCCCACCCCCCCCCCCCCCCCCCCCUCCCCACCCCCCCCAACCCCCCCCCCCCCCACCCCCCCUACCCCCCCCACCCCCCCCCCCCCCCACCCCCCCCCCCCCCCCCCCCCCCCCCCCCCCUCCCUCCCCAAAACCCCCCCCCCAAACCCCCCACCCCCCCCCCCAAACAACCCCCCUCCCCCCCCCACCCUCCCCCCCCCCCCCCCCUCCCUACCCCCCCCCCCCCAAACCCCCCCCCCCCCCCCCCUUUUCCCCCCCCCCCCCACCACCCACCCCAAAACCCCCCCCCCCCCCCCCCCCCCCCACCCCCCCCCAAAAACCCCCCAACCCCCCCCCCCCACCCCCCCCCCCCCACAAAACCCCCCCCCCCCCCCACCCCCCCCACCCACCCCCCCCCCCCCCCCCCACCCGACCCCCCCCCCCCUCCCCCCCCCCCCCCCCCCAAAAACCCCCUCCCCCCCCACCCACCCCCCCCCCCACCCCCACCCCCCCCCCCCCCCAAACCCCCCCCUUUCCCCCCCCCCCCCCCCCCCUUUUACUCCCCUUUUUAAAAACCCCCCCUCCCCCUCCCUUCCCCUCCCCCCCCCCCUCCCCCCCCCCUUUACCCCCCCCCCUCCACCCACCUUUUCCCACCCCCCCCCCCCUUUUUUUUCCCCCCCCCCCCCCCCCCCAAAUCCCCCCACCCCCCAACCCUCCCCCUCCCCCCCCCCCAAAUCCCCCUUUCCCCUCCCCCUCCCCACCCCACCUCCCCCUCCCAAUUCCCCCCCCCCCCCCCCAAAACCCCCCAAAAAAUUUUUCCCAAAACCAAUUUAUUCCCAAAAAAUUUUUUUCAACAACUUUCAACUAAUUUUUUCCUGUUCUUCAUUUUUUCCCUUUCUACCCUACUAAUUUUAAACCCCCCCCCCAAAUUACCCUCCAAAAAUUAAAAAAAAAAUUUUUUUCUAUAUUUUUCCUCCCUUCCCUUUUAAACUACCUCAAAUACCUUUAUUAUUAUCCUGAUGCCUAUCACUUUACCCGCCUUUUUAAUUUACCCCCAAUUAUUUCCCUACCUAAAAAAAUUUACCUUAAUUUAUCUAUCCUGUUUUCCCCUAGUCAUUUAAAACCCUGUUUUCUUACAUAUCUACCUCAAAUACCUUAUUUUUAUCUAUCCUGAUGCCUAGUCACUUUCCCCCUGCCUUCGUACUAUCUCCCUCAAUACCUAUUAUUAUCUUCUGAUGCCUGGUCAUUUUUACCUGCCUUUUUCAACAAUCUACCUCAAAUCCUUUAUUAUUACAUCCUAUGCCUGGUCAUUUUAAAACCCCUUCAUCUACAUACACAUGUAAAACCAGUCAAACGUUUGGCACACCUCUCACAAGGGUUUUUUUUUUUUUUUGACUUUUUCACAUUCAUUUUUUACCCAAACAUGAAAAACACAUAUGGAAUCAUGGUAGAAACCAAAAAAGGUUAAAAACAAAAAUUUUAUUUUAAUUUUUUCCCGGGAAUGCUUUUAAAACAGUUUUUGAAGGGUUCCCCCAAAUAUUGAGCACUUUUUGGCUGUUUUUUUCCUUCAUCUGGUCCCCAACUCUCCCAAACCAUCUCAAUUUUUUUUGAGGUGGGGUUUUGUUUUUGUGGAGGCCGGGGUUUUUGAUGCAGCCCCCUUUUUUUCCCUUUUUUGGGGUAAUACCCUUACACAACCGGAGGUGGGGUUGGGUCAUUGUCCUGUUAAAAAAAAAAAAUGAUAGUCCCACUAACCCCCAACCAGUGGGUUUGGUUUUUAUCGUGCAAAAUGCUGUGGUGCCAGCUGGUUAAUUUGGGGCCUUAAAUUCUUGUAAAUCACUGACAUGUCACCAAAAAAGCACCAUAAACACCUCCUCCGUGCUUAGGGUGGGAACCACACUUUCGGAGAUCACCCUUUUCACCUUUCUUAUCUCAAAAGACACGGGGUUGGAACCAAAAAAUCUCAAAAGGACAGAUUUCUAAUUCCAUUUUUUUCGGUUUCUUGGCCCAACAAGUCCCCUUUUUUUUUUUCCUUUUUAGGAUGUCCUUGCAAAAUUUCGAUAUGAAGGCCUGUUCCACAGCCCUCCUCAAACAUUUGAUUUUUAAUGUGUUUUUUUCUUGAACUCGUGAAGAUUUAUUUGGGUUCCCUUUUUUUCUCCCUGAACCCCUCUAAUGAACUUAUCCUCUCGCAGGGGGGUAAUUUUUGGGGUUUUUUCCAUUCCGGGCGGCCCCUCAUAAAGCCCUUUCAUCAUAGCCUUGAUGGUUUUUUGCAAUGCCCUUGAAAAACUUUAAAAUUUCUAAAAAUUUUCCCGUUUUGCCCUGCCCUUUCAUUGUUUUAAAGUAAUAGGGACUGUCGUUUCUCUUUGCUUAUUUGAGUGUUCUUGCCAUAAUUUGGACUUGGCUUUUAUCAAAUAGGGCUUCUUCUGUAUGAAAACCCUCCUUGCAAACAAAAACUGAUUGGCUAAAAUGCAUUAAGAAGGAAAGAAAUUCCCAAAUCUUUUGGGGAAGGCACCCUUUUAAUUGAAAUGCUUUCCCCGGGGACCCCCCCCUCAUAACUUUUGGGAAGAAUGCCAAAUGUGCGGUUGUCAUCAAGGAAAGUGUGCUAUUUGAAAAUCUAAAAUUUGAAAUAUUUUUUAUUUGUUAACACUUUUUUGGUUACUAUUUUAUUCCAUAUGUUUUUUUCGUGUUUUUUAUGCUUAACUAUUAUUAUACAAUGUAAAAAAAUUAAAAAAAAAGAAAAAAAACCCCCGGAAAAGUAGGUGUGUUUCCCGGCGGUUUAAAAAACAAACACACAGCCCUGUAAAGCUCCAUAUUGACUAGUUUUCCUGGGUACUUCCUGUAUAUAGCUCCACAUUGAUCUGGUCUGGACUUUUCCCCCGUAUAUAGCCCAAUUGAUCUGGGACUGGAACCCCCCUGUAUUAGCUCCAAAUUUUUAUCUGGUACGGGUACUCCCGUUAUAGCUCCACAUUGACGUCUGGUACUCCCUGUAUAUAGCCCCUUUAUUGGUCCCCGGUACUCCCCGUAUUGCUCCACAUUGAUCGGUUACUGGGUUUUCCCUGUAUUUGCUCCACAUUUACUGGUAUGGUACCUUUCCCCUUUCGUACUUUUACUCCCUUAUAUGCUUUCCAAUUUUCUGGUACUGGGUCCCUGUAUAUAUUUUCCCAUUGACUGGUACUGGUACUUCCUGUAUAUAGCCCCCAUUUUGGGUCUGGUACCCCCGUUUUAACUACUUAUCUUUUUUAUUUCCCUGUUAUAGCUCCACAUUGAUCUGGUACGGUACUCCCCUGGUAUAUAGCUCCAAUUGAUUGGGGAAUGGUACUUUCCCGUAAUAAAACUCCACAUUGAUCUGGUACUGGUUACCCUGUAAUAGCCCACAUCUGGGAUUCCCUGUAUAUGCUCCACAUUGAUUCUGGUAAUCCUGUAUAUGCUCCACAUUGAUCUGGUAAAUUUUCUCCCUGUAUAUGCUCCACAUUGUCUGGGGAUUCCCCUGUAUAUAGCUCCACUUGUCGGUCUGGUAUCCCUGUAUAUGCCCACUUGACGGUCUGGUUCCCUUAAUACUCCACUGAUCGGUACUGGUACCCCCCCUUUUUUACUCCCCUUGAUCUGGUCUGGUAAUCCCUGUAUAUGCUCCACAUUGACUGGUUCGUAUUUUUUAAAACUCCCAUUUACUGGGCGGGGAUCCCUAAUAUACUCCACAUUGAUCUGGUUCCCCGGUACUCCCCAAAUUAAAUUGGUUUUGGUAUCCCUUUUUUAUCCACAUUGAUCUGGUUCUGGUACUCCCUUUAUUACUCCACAUUGACCGGGGAAUUUCCCCCUGUAUAUUUAGCUCCACUUGAUCUUUGGGGAUUUGGUACCCCUUUAUAUCUCCACCCCUUGGUUUUUGGUAUCCCUUAUAUAGCUCCACAUUGUUUUGGUCGGUCUUUUCCCCGUAUAUAGCUCCACUUGAUCGGGAUUCUUAUGAAGCCCAAAUUAUCUGGUUUUCUGGUAUCCCUGUUUUAUCUCCACGUUGGUCUUUUAAAUCCCUGUAUAAGCUCCACAUUGAUCUGGUUCUGGUACCCCUGUAUAUGCUCCCCAAAUUUUCUGUACCCCCUUUCCCUGUAUAUAGCUCACAUUUAUCGGUCUUUUUAAAUUUCUCCAAUUAUUGGCCCCCUUAUAAGCCCCCAUUGGAAAAUUGUACUCCCUGUAUUAGUCCCCUUGACCCCGGGUACUUCCCCCGUAUAUGCUCCAAAAUUAUCUGGUACUCCUGUAUAUGCUCCACAUUGAUCUGGUACUCCCCGAAUAGCUCCAUUAUUGGGGCUGGUACUCAAAAUUUUUUAGGGGCCCAAAUUGAUCGGUAUUUUCCCUUUAGCUCCACAUUGAUCUGGUACCUUUUCCCCGUAUUACUCCACAUUGAUCUGGGAAAUUAUUUGUAAUAGCCCAAUUUUAUCUGGUACUGGUCCCCUGUAUAUGCUCCACAUUAUUGGUUUCGGGACUUCCUUAUAUUUUCUCCACAUUGAUCUGGGGGACGUACUUCCCCUUUAAGCUAAUUUAUCUGUGGUUAAAUUUGGUACUUGAUUUUAUAGUCCAAUUGAUCUGGUACUUCCUGUAUUACUCCACAUUGAUCUGGUACUUACUCCCCGUAUUAGCCCCUUAUCUGGUCUGGUACUUCCCUUAUUAGCUCCACAUUGAUCUGGUUUUCUGGUACUUCCCUGUAUUUUUAUUUUCCCCAAACCCAAAAUUUAUCUGGUUUCUGGCUCCCCUUUUUUAUUCUCCCCAUUGGAUUGGUCGGUACUCCCUGUAAACUCCACUUGCUUCUGGUACUUUUCCCGUAUAUAGCUCCCACUUGAUUGGUACUCCCGAUAUAGCUCCACAUUUAUCUGGCUGGUACUUCCCUUAUAUACUCCACUUUUAUCUGGUUUCUGGUACUCCUUAUAUACUCCACAUUGAUCUGGUAUGGUAACCCCUGUAUAUGCUCACUUGUUGGUUUUCUCCCUGUAAUGUCCACUUUAACUGUUCUGGUACUUCCUUUAUACUCCAAUUGAUCUGGGUUACUCUUUCCCCCUUAUAUUCCUCCACAUUGUUGGGGUUUUUUCCCCGGUUACUCCACUUAUUUUUUUCCCCUGUUUAGCUUUCCAAAAUUGAUUUUUGGUUUUUUUCCUGUAUUCUCCCCCCUUUAUCUGGGACUGUUUUUCCCCCGUAUAUUCCCCCAAUGAUCUGGUUUUGGCUUUUGUUUAACUCCCCCUGGGGGUUAUAUAGUCCCCAUUUAUUUGGUCUGGUACUCCCCGGAUUACUCCACAUUUAUCUGGGCGGUCUCCCCGUAUAAGCUCCCCCUUGAUCUGGGCUGGUACUUCCCCGUAUUCUCCCCCAUUUAUUGGGACUGGGACCCCUUAUAUACUCCACAUUGACUGGUUUUUUUGGGCCCCCCCUGUAUUACUCCACAUGAUCUGGGAAAUGGUUUUCCCCUUUUAUAUAGCUCCCAUUAUCUUUUGGGACUCCCCUUUUAUACUCCCCAAAUUUAUCUGGUAUGGUACUCCCUGUAUAUAGCUCCACAUUUAUCUUUUUCGGUACUCCCCGUUAAAACUCCACAUUGUCUGGUAAAAUGGGACUCCCUGUAUAUAGCCCCCAAAUUGGUCUGGUCUCCCUUUUUCUAGACUUUUUUUUCCCCGUAUUAGCUCCAAUUUAUUGGUUUUUGGUUUAAAAUCCCCCGUAUAUCUCACUUGAUCUGGUUCCUCCCUUAUAAGCUCCACUUUAUCUGGUCCCCGUUUUUCUACAAAGCGGGUUUUUCUUUCUAGUCCACAUUGACUGGUUCUGGGACUUCCCCGUAAUCUCCACAUUGAUCGGUACUUUGUUUUUCCCCCAAAUUACCUUUUUCCCUUUUUAUUUAUAGUCCACAUUGAUCUGGUUCUGGUAUCCCCUGUAUUAGUCCACUUGAUCUGGUACUGGUACUCCCUGUAUAACUCCACAUUGACUGGUUUUUGGUUUUUAUUAUUUUUUUCUCCCAUUAUCUUGUACUGGUACUCCCCGUUAUGCUCCACUUUUUUGGGGCUGGUACUUCCCUGUAUAUAACUACAUUGAUUGGCGGGAUUCUGUUAUAGUAAAAUUGAUUGGUCGGUAUAUGUAAAUCCAAUUGUUGGUACUUACUUCCCCCGUUAAACCCAAAUUGAUUGGUAUUUGGGGUCCCUUUAUAUAUACAUUGAUCUGGGUUUGGUAAUUUCCUGAUAUAGUCCACAUUUUUUCUGGUAUGGGGAAUCCUUAAUACUCCAAUUGAUUUUGGUAUUUGAUAUGUCCAAUUGAUCUGGUAUGGUACUCCCGUAAUAGCUCCACAUUGAUCUGGUAUUGGGGACUUUCCCCGUAUAUAGCUCCACAUUGAUCUGGUCUGGUACUCCCCGUAAUACUCCACAUUGUUGGUACUUCCUGUAAAAUGCCCACAUUGAUCUGGUACGGGGCUCUGUUAUGUCCACAUUGAUCUGGUACUUGGUCCCCCCUUAAAACUCCCCAUUGAUUGGUCUUCUUCCUGUUAUAGCUCCCCAUUGAUUGGUACUGGUUUCUCCCCCGUAAUAGCUCCACAUGAUUGGAAAUGGCUUUUCCCUGUAUAUACUCCACAUUGAUCUGGGACUGGUCUUUCCCUUUUUGCCCACUUGAUUUUUUUACCCUUCCUUUCCCUGUUACCCAAUUUCUGGGACUUUUCUCCCCGGUAAAGCCACAUUUCUGGUACUGGUAUUCCCCGUUAUCCACUUUGGAUUUUUUUUUUGGGUUUUCAAACUUUUUUUGAAAAUUAUCUUACUUGAAAAGGUUGUUUUUUGCGUAAUCUCCAAAAUUGGAUUUUUGGUUUUUGGAAAUCCUGGUAUAAGCUUUAAAAAAUUGAUUUUAUUUUUAAAGUCCCCCACAUUGACGGAAAUUUCUUUCUUAACCCCCAUUUAAAUUAAUUGAAACUUUGGUUUCCCCUUUUUAAAUUGACGGGGAAGGUUUCCCUAAACUUUAAAAAUUGGGGGGUUUCUUAUCUUCCUUUUUUACUUUUUUUUUUUCACUUUUUUUGUUUUUUUUUAAACAAAAAGUUUGCUUUUGGGUUUUUUCUGCCCUUUUUUUUCCCCCCUUAUAUAGCUCCACAUUAUCUGGUACUGUUUCCCUUAUAUCUCCACUUGAUCGGGACUUACUCCCGUUAAGCUCCCUUUGAUCGUGGGUUUUCCCCUGAUAAGCUCCACAUGUCUGGUAUGGUUCUCCCUUACUCGCCUGUAUAUAGCUCACAUGUUUGGGUAUUUCCCUGGAAUCCACAUGACGGGUACUGGUCUCCCGGUAUAUAGCUCACAUUAUCUGGUACUGGUACUUGAUGUUAGUCCAUCUUGUGUAUUUUAUAUUAUUCCUCUUGUGUUACAAUAUCUUUUUUUGUAUUCAUAUUUUUUAACUCUGAAUCGUUGGGAAAGGUUCGUAAGCAAGCAUUUCGCUGUAAAGUCUACACCAGUUGUAUUCAGCGCAUGUGAUAAAUACAACUGGAUUGGAUUUAGAUGUUUAGUUUUGACAACAUAUUGAUGUGAUGUUGAGGAAGAGUUCACUGCCUCUAUCUAUUGUAACAGUGAUGUGUGUGUGUUUUAACAGGGCCAGAUAAUGGCUAACCUGAAAGCGUUGGAUUCAGACUGGUUUGCUCAGACCUACAUGGGACGGAAGGCUAAGGUAAUAUAUGAACUAUAAUAAUAUUGUGGAGUACUAUAUACUUCCUGUAUAUAGUACUCCACAUUGAUCAGCCCAACUGAUUCUAAUCUCUGUUAACCCAGAACUAAAGUAUAAUGUCGAUUAACUUCAGGGUCCAUGUGUGUUAGACUUUAUAGUCUGAAGGUAGCACUCAAAAGCCCAAUCGGUCCUGAUAAUGACGUACUACGAUAUAUCUGUGCAGCACGGCAUUGCUUUCUCUCUCUGCUGUGUGUUCAUCUUGCUAGCUGUCACUCAAAUCAAAUGUUUGUCACAUGCGCGGAAUACAACCGUUGUGAACCUUACAGUGAAAUACUUAAAGGGAAAAUGGUGUGCCACCGCUUCAAGAUGAGUCGCUUUCAAACUAGGGAUUUGGUGGCUAAUUGAGGUAAAACAGUAAUUUUGCUCAAUGAUUAUGCAUAUAUGAAUGACAUAUUGACACGUCCAGCCCAAAGCGGGAGGUUUAAAAAAUGCGUAGUUGCCAAAGUUCCAGAGUAGCUAGUUCCAGAGUAGCUAGUUCCAGAGUAGCUAGCUCCAGAGUUCCAGAGUAGCCAGCUCCAGAGUAGCCAGCUCCAGAGUAGCCAGCUCCAGAGUAGCUAGUUCCAGAGUAGCUAGUUCCAGAGUAGCUAGCUCCAGAGUUCCAGAGUAGCCAGCUCCAGAGUAGCUAGUUCCAGAGUAGCCAGCUCCAGUUCUAGCCGUUAGGGGCUGACUGUCCCCUCCCCUUCCGAAAGUCGAAAGAUGCUAACACCUGCGAAAUCGUGACAGAUCUACCGUACCAUUUGUUUCCGUAGUCUGUCCACCAGAGAUGUUCCUUUCCCUAACUCUGCUGACUGUUUUUGUGUAUGUGUGUGUGUGUGUUUAGGUGGGGGCCCCUGCCAUGGAGAAGUUUAACCUGUGGGGGGGCAGUCUGUCUCUUGGUCAUCCGUUCGGAGCCACCGGCUGCCGCCUGGUAACCACGGUAGCACACCGCCUGCAGAAGGAGGGGGGCCAGUAUGGUCUGGUGGCUGCAUGCGCUGCGGGUGGACAGGUAACUCUCCACACUACCAGCUAAUGAAAUAUAAUCAACAGUAAAGUCAUCUUACCUGUGUGUGUGUUUCAGGGCCAUGCGAUGGUGAUCGAAGCAUACCCUCAGUAGAACAGAGGAUUCUGGGAGGACUGAGAUGAUGAUGAUGAUGCAGUCUGUGUUGAACACAGGAGAAGACUACACACACACACACACACACACACACACACACACACACAACCGGAGAGAACCCACCAAUUAGAGACACACAGAGGAAAAACACCCACAUUAUCAGACUGUACAUACUAACACCACUUUGCCUUGUUGGGUUAGGGCAUGUGUUUGUGUGGAGGAGAGUGGGUGUGUAAAUUAUAUCAGAGUUUUGAAGGUUGCCUUGAUGUUAGGGUGCAGCGCUGCAGUACCAUAUUCACACAGACAGUAAUGUAACAUAGUGGGGGUAUUUCAAUAGUCUGUGGCCUCCUCUCAUUUCCUCUCAUGAAAGGAAAUCCUUAGUAGGUAGUUGUCCACCGUGAUGCCAUCAGCUGUGUUCGUAUCAGUGCAGAUGGAGGAGAAGAAGCCAUUUUAGACUAUUGAGAUGCACCUUGAUCCGAUCAUUCAGAUCAAUAUGAUGCUGAUGUUUAUACUCUCUUUUUGUUUUCUUACAAAUUAAUGUCUUAUUAUUACAAUGACUGAUUUAAUAAAAAACUAAAGAACUAGCCUACAUCUUCCUAUAAUAGAUUUCUAAUUUAUUUUCUGUGUUUCUGAAAUUGUAACCUCCAUUACCAUGAAAAAGUCUGACACCUGAAGCAACAUUUUCUUCAGAGAUAAAUAUUUAGUACUGUAAUUAUGUUGACCUGUAGAAUGAGGAAUGGCUAUCAACACAUCUCCUUCGCGUGCGUAAUCAACUCAUUGUUACUCUCCUGUCUGGGAUGGCUACAAGGCCCUCCCCUGCCCUCCCGUCGACAAAUUAGAUCACGCCUCCAUUCUGCUCCUCCCUCCUAUAGGCAGAAACUUCAACAGGAAGCACCCGUGGAAAGGACUGUUCAACGUUGGUCUGACCAAUCAGAAUGUAUGCUUCAAGUAACUGAGGAGUAUAUCUGUCUGUAAUAAAACCCUUUUGUGGGGAAAAACUCAUUCUGAUUGGGUGGACCUGGCUCCCCAGUGGCUGGGCCUAUGCCCUCCCAGGCCCACGCCUGGCUCCUCCCCUGCCCAGUCAUGUGAAAUCCAUAGAUUAGGGCCUAAUGAAUGUAUUUAAAUUUGACUGAUUUCAUUAUGUGAACUGUAACUCAGUAAUAUAUUUGAAAUUGUUGCAUGCUGCAUUUUAUAUUUUGGUUCAUUCGUAAAGUAUUCAGACCCCUUGACUUUUUCCACAUUUUGUUACGUUACAGCCUUAUUCUAAAAUUGAUUAAAACAUUUUUUUCCCCUCAUCAAUCUACACACAAUACCCCAUAAUGAUGAAGCGAAAACCGGGUUUUAGGCAUUUUUGCAAAUGUAUAAGAAAAUAAAAACCAGGAAUACCUUAUUUACAUAAGUAUUCAGACCCUUUGCUAUGAGACUCGAAAUUGAGCUCAGGUGCAUCUUGUUUUCAUUGAUCAUCCUUGAGAUGUAGAAACAUCUUAAUUGAGUCCACCUGUGGUAAAUUCAAUUGAUUGGACAUGAUUUGGAAAGGCACACACCUGUCUAUAUAAGGUCCCACAGUUGACAGUGCAUGUCAGAGCAAAAACCAAGCCAUGAGGUCAAAGGAAUUGUUGUAGAGCUCCGAGACCACAGGAUUGGUAGAGUGGCCAGACGGAAGUCACUCCUCAGUAAAAGGCACAUGACAGCCGCUUGGAGUUUGCCAAAAGGCACCUAAAGGACUCUGACCAUGAGAAACAAGAUUCUCUGGUCUGAUGAAACCAAGAUUGAACUCUUUGGCCUGAAUGCCAAGCGUCACAUCUGGAGGAAACCUGGCACCAUCCCUACGGUGAAGCGUGGUGGCAGCAUCAUGCUGUGGGGAUGUUUUUCAGCGUCAGGGACUGGGAGACUAGUCAGGAUCGAGGGAAAGAUGAACGGAGCAAAGUACAGAGAGAUCCUUGAUGAAAACCAGCUCCAGAGCGCUCAGGACCUCAGACUGGGGCGAAGGUUCUUCCAACAGGACAACGACCCUAAGCACACAGCCAAGACAACGCAGGAGUGGCUUCGGGACAAGUCUCUGAAUGUCCUUGAGUGGCCCAGCCAGAGCCCAGACAUGAACCCGAUCGAACAUCUCUGAAGAGACCUGAAAAUAGCUGUGCAGCGAUGCUCCCCAUCCAACCUGACAGAGCUUGAGAGGAUCUGCGGAGAAGAAUGGGAGAAACUCCCCAAAUACAGGUGUGCCAAGCUUGUAGCGUCAUACCCAAGAAGACUCAAGGCUGUAAUCGCUGCCAAAGGUGCUUCAACAAUGUACUGAGUAAAGGGUCUGAAUACUUAUGUAAAUGUAAUAUUUCAGUUUAUUCUUGUAAUUUUUUUGCAAGAAUGUCUAAAAACCUGUUUUUGCUUUGUCAUUAUGGGGUAUUGUGUGUAGAUUGAUGAGGGGAAAAAAACAAUUUAAUCAAUUUUAGAAUAAGUCUCUAACGUAACAAAAUGUGGAAAAAGUCAAGGGGUCUGAAUACUUUCCGAAGGCACUGUAUCUCAGGUAGGGGGGAGUGGCCUAAGAGGUUUUUUUAAAUAAGCAUCAACCUCUGGGUUUGCAGAGUAUUAUUAUUAUUAUUAUUAUUAUUAUUAUUAUUAUGGCCAGUUUACAGAGGAGUAUAGAGUGCAGUGAUGUGUCCUAUAAGAAGCAUUGGUGGCAAAUCUGAUGGCCGAAUGGUAAAGAACAUCUAGCCCCUCGAGAGCACCCUUACCUGCCGAUCUAUAAAUUACGUCUCCGUAAUCUAGCAUGGGUAGGAUGGUCAUCUGAAUCAGGGUUAGUUUGGCAGCUGGGGUGAAAGAGGAGCGAUUACGAUAGAGGAAACCAAGUCUAGAUUUAACCUCAGCCUGCAGCUUUGAUAUGUGCUGAGAGAAGGACAGUGUACUGUCUAGCCAUACUCCCAGGUACUUGUAUGAGGUGACUACCUGAAUCUCUAAACCCUCAGAGGUAGUAAUCUCACCGGUGGGGGGAGGAGGGCUGAGAGAUGAGGAAGCAUUGGACGGGCAAGGAGGCAUGGCUGAGUCAAAUAGGAAUCCUGACUUAAUGAAGUGGUGAUUAAAGAGCUCAGCCAUGUGCUCCUUGUCAGUAACAACCACAUCAUCAACAUUAAGGGACAUGGGCAGCUGUGAGGAGGAGGGUUUAUUCUCCAGGUCUUUCACCGUUUUCCAGAACUUCUUGGGGUUCGACCCACAGAGAGAGAACUGCUCCUUAAAGUAACUAACUUUGGCCUUCCAGAUAGCCUGAGUGCACUUAUUUAUCAUUUGCCUGAACGGUAGCCAGUCAGCCUGAAUAUUUGUGUGCCGAGCGUUUCGCCAAAUGGUGUUCUUGAGGUGGAGUAACUCUGCCAGAUCAUGGUCGAACCAGGGGCUGAACCUGUUAACAAUACCACUGAAAAUAUAAAAAAAGAAGGUCCAAGCAUCUUCGACAGAGGGGAUCAAGCAGAUUCUAUACCAAUUUAGAGGCCAGGUCAUGAAGAAGGCUUGCUCAUUAAAGUUUUUCAGCAAGCGUCUAUGACAAAUCAGGACAGGUCGUUUAACUGAGCAGCCAUUACGAACACAGGCUGUAAAACAUUGAUCACAAUGGUAAUUACAGAAAACACCAGACUGAUACCUAUCAGGAUUAUUUGGAAGGAUAACGUCAAGGAGAGUAGCCUUUUCUGGGUGUUUGGAGUCACACCUGUUCUAAUGGUAUCAGGUAUUCUGGGCUCCCGAGUGGCGCAGCGGUCUAAGGCACUGUAUCUCAGGGCUUGAGGCGUCACUACAGACCCCCUGGUUCGAUUCCAGGCUGUAUCACAACCGGCCGUGAUUGGGAGUCCCAUAGGGCGGCGUACAAUUGGCACAGCGUCAUUCGGGUUUGGCCGGUGUAGGCCGUCAUUGUAAAUAAGAAUUUGUUCUUAACUGACUUGCCUCCCUAUUGAGAGCAUCCUGUCGGGCUGUAUCACCGCCUGGUACGGCAACUGCACCGCCCACAAACGCAAGGCUCUCCAGAGGGUGGUGCGGUCUGCACAACGCAUCACCGGGGGCAAACUACCUGCCCUCCAGGACACCUACAGCACCCGAUGUCACAGGAAGGCCAAAAAUAUCAUCAAGGACAUCAACCACCCGAGCCACGGCCUGUUCACCCCGCUAUCAUCCAGAAGGCGAGGUCAGUACAGGUGCAUCAAAGCUGUGUCCGAGAGACUGAAAAACAGCUUCUAUCUCAAGGCCAUCAGACUGUUAAAUAGCCAUCACUAGCACAGAGAGGCUGCUGCCUACAUUCAGAUUUGAAAAUCACUGGCCACUUUAAUAAAUGGAACAAUAGUCACUUUAAUAAUGACACUUUAAUAAUGUUUACAUAUCUUGCAUUACCCAUCUCAUAUGUACAGUUGAAGUCAGAAGUUUACAUACACUUACGUUGGAGUCAUUAAAACCUGUUUUUCAACAUGAAAUGCCGCUCAGCAAGGAAGAAGCCACUGCUCCAAAACCACCAUAAAAAAGCCAGACUACGGUUUGCAACUGCACAAAGAUCGUACUUUUUGGAGAAAUGGCCUCUGGUCUGAUGAAACAAAAAUAGAACUGUUUGGCCAUAAUGACCAUCGUUGUGUUUGGAGGGAAAAGGGGGUGCUUGCAAGCCAAAGAACACUAUCCCAACCGUGAAGCACGGGGGUGGCAGCAUCAUGCUGUGGGGGUGCUUUGCUGCAGGAGGGACUGGUGCACUUCACAAAAUAGAUGGCAUCAUGAGGAAGGAAAAUUAUGUGGAUAUAUUGAAGCAACAUCUCAAGACAUCAGUCAGGAAGUUAAAGCUUGGUCGCAAAUGGAUCUUCCAAAUGGACAAUGAACCCAAGCAUGCUUCCAAAGUUGUGGCAAAAUGGCUUAAGGACAACAAAGUCAAGGUAUUGGAGUGGCCAUCACAAAGCCCUGACCUCAAUCCUAUAGAAAAUGUGUAGGCAGAACUGAAAAAGCGUGUGCGAGCAAAAUUCAUCCAACUUAUUGUGGGAAGCUUGUGGAAGGCUACCCGAAACGUUUGACCCAAAUUAAACAAUUUAAAGGCAAUGCUACUGUAGUGUCCGAGACAACAAUGCUGAUUAUGCUGUGAGAACAAGGAAUCCGUGGACGCUGUACUUUGAUCAUAAAGGUUUAUUGUAUCAAAAGAGUUCAGCGUCAAUUUACAGACAUCUGCAGAUAUCUGGAGAAUAACCGGACCCAAUCUCUGAUAUGUUAUUUCUCCCCGUCCUUUGUUCAAAACAUGGUAUUUAUAUCCUAUGUAACAUAAGAUGGGUGGUUUUUGACAGACCAAUCCCUGGCCUCCACAUAUCUCAAAAUGUCCUCUUCCAAGAAGCCUAUGUAGUAAUGCUUUCCAGAUGUUUCAGCAAAGCAGAGUAAAGUUCAUCUAUUACACCAUUUGCAAAUGUCAGCAAAAUCAUAGACCUUCAGACACUACAUAUUUCCCCCCUUCGAGACUAAUUAAGUCUCGAAAACAAAAAGAAUAGGAUUAUGACAAAUAACCAUUUUUGUUCUUAAGUAACUUCCGCAAUAAACCAACAUUUAUGGAGAGUAAACACAUGUUUAUAUAGACACAUUUUUGCAUGGAAUGUAAAUAAAUUGUUAUGGAGUGUAAGAGCGAAAAACCUGUCUGGCAGUUUUCAUUCCAAAUAUCCAUCAAUCAAUCAAGACAGGAAAAUUCUCUCACGGCCCCUCUGCCCCAGGCGACCACCUAAGUACUCCAGAUCAAUUCAUAAAUCUUUAUCAAUGCAAUUUAAGCUAUGAUGCAAUUGAAUACACAUGAAAACCUCAGCAAACAAAAUACAAUCAAAAAUGUCCACAUUCAGGCUGGUCGACCCAUCGGACCCUCCUGUGGAUUCUCUCUGUCCCUGCCUAGACCCAAUAUCCCUAAGCUUCAACGAAAUAAACAAAAACAUCUGAGGUCCCCACAUGUACCCAACAACAGAAAACAUAAUUAUUCAAAAAAUUAAUACAGAAAGAAUAUAACACUGGAAUGUAGUCCACUACACUGCAGCUCCUCCACAGUGUCGACUUUCAAUGCAACGUCGAUGAUGGAAUCUGAACAUUUCCACACCGUCCUUGUUCCACUUCCUCCAGUCCAUUCAUAUUGUCCAUGUUUGAGUAUUUGAAUCCCACUCUACACAUCCCCAUAUACUUCUGGAAGAAAAGAAAACACCAACCAGUAUCUUUUGCAAAACAACACAUGCAAAUUAAAACAUCAAUAUCAACAAUAAUAUAAAAAUUAUAUAUAAAAUGAAUCACAUCCCAUUUCCCCCCUUUGAUUCAUAACAAAACACUAAAUAUCACAAUAUUAUAAUUAUCCCACAAUCAGAUAUUCAACAUUUCCUAGAGUUAUUUCAACCCUAGUUUUCAUAACAUUUUAGUCUGACUUUUUUUCCCAAUUUUUUCAAAAACCAUUUCACUGAUUUAUCCACAAAACUCUUUCCCAUUUUCUGAGGAUAUUAAAUCGGGAAAUCCCCACCUGCUUAUGACUUCUUUACACAAGAACUUGGCAACCGAUUGAGCAUAUUUUAGCUUAGUUGGACAUAUUGUGCACCUCUUGGUGUAGGAAUGUAACCAAGAAUAACAGUCACACCCCUGCAAACAUUAUUUUUCAGACAGAUUGUGCACCUGCCUAUGACAUAGUCAACCUGUUCAAGCAAAUAUGGUGCCCAAAGACCAUACUCCUUUGUGAUCUUUCUCCUAACCUCCCCCCUUGCAACAUGAGCUAAGUUGAACUUUCUUUGGUUGAUGACUCAACCAUUCCUCUGAGUCCGAUUGGGCAGCAUUCUUGAAAUACUUGAGCGUACAAUGAAAUGGAUAUUCCGGAAGCCUCGCAUCUGGCAUGUUUGUCACAAUGAAUUUCUCCCAUACCUUAGCCUGCUUCAAAAUAUCUUCACUGAGAUUUCCAAUCCAGAAUACUGAAGAAGAAUCCAUCUCUGUCGUCAUCAACAAUUGGUAAACCUUUUCCUUUGGCACUUCUACCAGACAGCCGUCUGGUGUACAUUUUAUUGUACAGUUCAAUUUACACAAUGCAUCUCUUCCCAACAAUGCGAUAGGUGUAUGUUCUGAUACCAGUAUGGGUAUUGUAAUUUUCUGAUUUUCAUAGCAGAGCUCAAUUGGUUCCGUAAGAGGAAUCAGCUGUUUCACUCCCUCAAAUCCGAUUGUCCUAAUUAGUUGAUUGGACAUAGUGAGAUGUGUAGCAUCUUCAGGCCGAACACAGGUAAAAGCAGCUCCGCUAUCCGCCAUCACUUCCAAUGGUCGUUUGUUUACUUUCACCUCAAUUGUUGGAUCUUUUUCCGGUCCUGAUGCUACCAGCUGACACCCCCCUUUCGGAUCUUCUGGGCACCUCUAGAAUCCUUGCUCCGGGCCCCUAUAAGGGUUUACCGGUCCUCCAGAUGAUCUUGACUGGCCCCUGUAUCUUCCUCUGAAAUUCCCUCUGGUGUUUCCUCCUGGCCCAUUACACUCACAGGCAAAGUGACCAACCUGUCCACAAUUAUAACACACUUCUGAAGAUUGCUGGAAGUAUGGCUUAAAUCUUCCUCCUCGUCCUCUUCCUCUCCAAUUCUGUGUCUGUUCAGAAACUGGCUGUGGAUAUGAAACAACUGGUACGGCUAUUGGUGGCUGGUACAAUUGCGGUUGGAACUGGUUCGGUUGAAGCUGUGGCAGUGAUUGUUGAUUUGGUGCACACUGAUUCUGCAUAACCAAAGCCUGUUUCUUCUCCUUCUUAUUCUCCACCAGUUUUAUUUGAUUGAGUUUUCUGAGAGUUUCUUGGUCCUGUUCUUUCUGGUUGUGUUCCUUUUUCCUGUACAGAUCCACUUGAUGGGCUAUAUGAUCUGUAUAGACGCCUUUUAUCAUGCUUCCAAGUCCAACCACCUCUGCCAGUUUGCUCCUUACUGGUGAGGGCAGUUUACUCUGCAGUUUAGCUCUCAAAAUUGACUGCUCAAUUUGACUCACAUCUGGAUCAUUUCCAGUAAUAUUUAUCCCUUGAUGAACUCUUGACACAUAGGCUCUCAGAUUUUCUUGUUGUCCUAGUGGGUCAAUCAGAAUGUUGUCAGGAUGCACAUUUGUUGGAAACAUAUCUUUCAGUGCUCUCCACAGCCGAUUUCUACUUGCAGCUAACAAUUCAGGAUCAUUCACCGCAGUCCCCACAUAUCGAUGAAGUCCAGCUCUCUGAAAAAUUUCUUCCAUACCUGGAAUCCCAAGGAGAUUAGCCAAAAGUCUCUUAAUGUCUCCUAUGGCAGACUAUGUUCCCACCAUAAUUUCUUCCAAUUUUGAAAUCCAAGGAUAUGCUCCAUCUUGAAGAGUAGGCAGCUUCAAGUAUAUCUGACAUAUCGGUAUUCUUCAAAGGCUUAUAUUCUAGGUUCUGUCCUCUAAAUAUAAUCUGGCAUCAUCUUCUUACUUGUGCCCUCUUUCCUUGGCCUCAAUGUAUACUUCUUCUCCAAUUCUUGGGAUCCUUUUCUCAGCAGUUUUUCUUCUCUUCUGUAUCUUCAGCUUCUUGAGUUGUUCUUCCAGUUCUCUUACUUCUUCUAAAUGAUUCCCUUUAUCCAGGCAUAAUACGCAUCGGUCUAUAUCUCUUUCUAUUUCUUCUGUGCUAAACAUUGUAGGAUAAAAUCCUCUUUAACAUAAAGCACCUUUAAUCUACAAAUCUUCAUUGCUUUCUCCAUCUUCACUUUCAUCAGAGAUCAAAUCUCUAGUAUCCUUCUUCUUCCUUCAACUUCCAUCACCCCUUCUUUCCGCUCUGGCCAACCUCUGUCUGACCACAGGGUCAUAUCCACCCAUGAUCUCUUCUGAAUCACUCUGAUCAUCAUCAUCAUCAUCUUCAAGUUCCAUCCUCCUGAACCUCACUCCACCCUUAGUUUCCAGACAUCUCGUUUUCUUCUUACUUUUGGAGUUGGGAUUCAUCUUUAUGGUCGUUUCUGCUUGUCCUCUCUCUAUUAUUCGUUCAUCUUCAUCUCUGAUGCAAUAAUCACGCUCCUGAAUGAUCACUGGAAGCUGAGGAUAGACGUCCUUAAACUCUACUUCUUCCUCGUAAGGUGGGGGUCUUUUUGCUGAAUCCAUAUGUGAGAAAGGUGUAUUGACUUCUGCCAUUAGUUUUUCUGUUACCUUCGCCUCUUUUGCCAUUUUCUCUAUACCUCUGUCUCUUUUAUCUUUUGUAUCUUUUAUCAGUUUUUGUCCUUCAUUUUCAAACAGCUUAAGAACACCCAGCUCUCUUUGUCUCUUUUCUUUACGUUGUUCCCCUUUUUUCCCCUUCUUUUGAUCUGCCUUAUACGUGGAUACAAGCACUUGCAUUAUCUUGAUGACGUCUGGGUUAAGAGUCCCUUCCACUGGCCAUGGUUGUUCAAUGUCAGGCCAACGUUUAUUCCAUUUUCCAGAUAACCUUGCAAUACCAUUAACUAGAGGAUUACUGUUUUGUACUACAUCAACAGGAGUAAUUACUUUUGUAGUUUUGAUGUCCUUUUUCCCCAUUGUAACGACUCUUUAAUAUGUUUCCCUCCUUUUUUUAUUUUUAUUUAUUUAUAAUCAAUCAAUCAAUCAAUCAAUUAAUUAAUUAAUCAAUAUAUCCAUUUAUUUUAUUUUACCAAAUUAUUGAUUAGUGGCAAUCUUAGCACAUCCGAUCAGGAAAAGUAAAGGAAAGUAGUCAACUUCAGAGCAAUCCAAAAAAGAAAGACCUGUAAUCCAGCAACACUACAGCACUCACAAACCAAUUGCUUAAUAAGCACCCAAUUACCUUAAUUUUACAGAAUAAUGUCAGUGGAUUUCCAACACAACUCUAAUCAAAACAACUCAUUCACAAAAACCCUAAUGUGCAAUUCUCAAUUACAUCAAUUCAUCAGUCUGUUGCCAAGUUCCUGUGAAAUGGUCACAACAUGAAAUAUUCUAUGCAUACACAAUGUAUCUAUUAUAUCCUGUAAGGGAAAGUAGGUUUGUGGAUAGAACAGUACUGGCCUUAAUUGGAUUGGAUCCGUCGCAGCACACACUGUCGCGUGACGCACUUGUCAGCACCUCCUCUGUCUCCUCCUUCUCGUCUCUCACGUGACAGAAGAACAAAAGAAACAGACAACAAUUUAGUAUUUCAUGCAUACCUAUGUUCACAUUCGCGCUAAGAAAUAAGCAAACAGCUUAACUCAGGAAUAUUAUAAAUAGCGCAAUAACAUUUUAUUUUAUUUAUUUAUUUUAUUAUUUUUAUUUUUUAAUCCAACAUAUCUCUCAUUUAUCAAUUCAAUAGAUCUCAAUCAAAUAGUUUCAUCGUUAAGCAACAGCCGAUUUAACAAACAGAACACUCUAUUAGUGUUUAAGUCUCCCCCUCCCUCUCUGUCUGCUCUGAGUCUGCGUCUCCCAGCAGCUCAGUGCAGGCAGGGGAGUGGCAUAUUUGCUCUACGUAACUCUAAGCUCAUAAAAUCACACGCAUGCGUAGUUCAUUCACCAAUGCGAUUUCAGAGUGAAAGGAGCUCUCCAAAGCAGCUCUCUCCAAGCUAAACAACAAAAAGCAGACAGAGCAGCUGUCCCUCCAUUUCCAACACAGACAAACAGUAACACUUAACAAAACUCACAAACCAACACAGAACAUAGAACACAAAUCCUACUUCGAAGUUUCUUAUCUUCACUUAUUCUAAUCUGCAGAUUUAUAGUUAUUUUCUUAUCAAUUACAAAACAUCUCUAUACACUCUUAAAAACUCCUCCCUGUAGGCUCAUGAUUUUCUAAUAGUUGGUAAACGUUCUCUUUUUAUAGAGCCUUCUAAGAUUUUUAACCUUAAUGUCCUUACAGGUGGCUCAUAUAUAACAAUUAUUAACGUUCUCACCAACGGAGACUCAUAAGAUUUUAACUUUAACUUACAUAUUUCCUUACAAAAAACUAAAACCCCUGUUCUCAACCAAAACAUAUAUAUGUAUAUAUCUCUAACAUAAAUCUUAUCAUAGCAUGAGUCGACACACAGCAGAGACCUCCCCUUUUACACACACGCAUAGGCUCUCUUUCACACACACACACACAUAUUCAAACAAGAAUGCAUCCGUUCAGACAAUACACUAAGCAUGCUACCAUCGCUCCUUAUUUCUCAUUGUUCCUUCCUACAUUUCUGCUACCUCGAGUUGCAGAUAUUCAAUGAGAGGUUACUUCGAACAUAUACUUCGUCAACUAUAUUCCGAGAGGUAACGUGCAAUUGAAUGUAUCUUCCACAAACUCACAGUUCCCAGAACUGACCCGAAAGUCAACCUAGUGACUCUCCUAGGAUUUAUGGCCCAUCUUAAUGAUCGCCUCGUUUGAGGGCUUCCUUAAAUCAGCGACGUCCUAAAAGUAUACUUUUUCCUUAUUUCCUGGCCUUAUUCCUUCAUGCUAUUCCUGGACACUCCUUUUAAUUUUAUUCAAGCCAAAUAUCCGUGUGCCCAGUGUUAACAAUUCCUAUAGACACUCCCCCGUUUGCGUUGUUCCCAACGCAAACAAAUUUAGAAAUUUAGAACGGAUUCUCAUCACACAGCAAAUAACAGUCCUUUGACGGUACAUCUCCUCAACGCACACACACACACAAGCACACGAACCGACCAGCGGCCAAAGCUGUGAGAAAUCUCACCUUAUCUGCCGGCGUCUUGAGCGGGAGUCACUUCGUAGCUCAUGAAUGGAACGCUGAGAAAAGACGCAACACGUCCCAAAUCCUCGUCACCAUUCUGUAGUGUCAGAGACAACAAUGCUGAUUAUGCUGUGAGAACAAGGAAUCCGUGGACACUGUACUUUGAUCAUAAAGGUUUAUUGUAUCAAAAGAGUUCAGCGUCAAUUUACAGACAUCUGCAGAUAUCUGGAGAAUAACCGGACCCAAUCUCUGAAAUGUUAUUUCUCCCCGUCCUUUGUUCAAAACAUGGUAUUUAUAUCCUAUGUAACAUAAGAUGGGUGGUUUUUGACAGACCAAUCCCUGGCCUCCACAUAUCUCCAAAUGUCCUCUAUUCCAAGAAGCCUAUGUAGUAAUGCUUUCCAGAUGUUUCAGCAAAGCAGAGUAAAGUUCAUCUAUUACACCAUUUGCAAAUGUCAGCAAAAUCAUAGACCUUCAGACACUACACUACCAAAUACUAAUUGAGUGUAUGUAAACUUCUGACCCACUGGGAAUGUGAUGAAAGAAAUAAAAGCUGAAAUAAAUAAUUCUCUCUACUAUUAUUCUGACAUUUCACAUUCUUAAAAUAAAGUGGUGAUCCUAACUGACUUAAGACAGGGAAUUUUUACUAGGAUUAAAUGUCAGGAAUUGUGAAAAAACGAGUUUAAAUGUUUUUGGCUAAAGGUGUAUGUAAACUUCCGAUUUUUUUUGUUCAAUAAAUAGAUCUUAGUUUUAUGCCAAAGUAUUUAUGUUAAAGGUGCACUAUGGAGAAAUCGCUCCGCAAUUUCCUGGUUACUAAAAUCCUAAUAGUUAGCCUAAUUUCAGUUUGUGACAAAACAAGCAAUUAUAGUGUAGAAAUCAUUGUACCAUCUAAACUGCUGUGAAAUAUAUUUUUGGUAACUCAAAUUUUUUUUAUUUUUAGUUGUUUUGAAUCUGGUGUACAAAACCGAAAGCAAAAGAUGCAAAAACUAAACUGAAGAACGGGAAGCAUAGAAAUAGCUCACAUAGAACAGAUCUACAGCUUCUUAGACUUGCUUUCAAUGAGAAUGACAGAUCUAUAACUCACAUUUUAAUGUGAAUUUGGUCGGGUCACCCCAAAAAGUUACAUAUUGCAGCUGUAACUUUUAAUGCAUUUAAAUAUUGUAUUCGUCCAUGCGCUGCAGUGUGAAAUCUAACGUUGUUUAAACUUUCUGUGUCACGACUUCCUCCGAAGCUGCCUCCUCUCCCUGUUCGGGCGGGCUUCGGCGUUCGUCGUCACCGGCCUUCUAGCCACUGCCGCUCCUCAUCUCAUCAUUCCAUUUGUUUUGUCUUGUUUAUUACACACACCUGGUUCAUAUCCCCUCAUCAGUACCUGUAUAAGUGUUCCCUCUGCCCCCUUGUCCUGGUUCAUAUCCCCUCAUCAGUACCUGUAUAAGUGUUCCCUCUGCCCCCUUGUCCUGGUUCAUAUCCCCUCAUCAGUACCUGUAUACGUGUUCCCUCUGCCCCCUUGUCUUUGUGUGUGAUUGUUUAUUGUGAGGAUAGUGAAGCUCGGUGGAGCUCCUUGUAUUUUGUAUUUGCCGGGUUAUUUUCCCUGUGUGCCUUUUUGGUUCCAGUGCGCCUGUUUUUCCCACUGGACUGUUCUCAAUGCUAAUGUGUUCUUAGUUUUGAUUCUAACAUCAUUCUCACCUGUAUCAGACAUGAGUCAUACUCACAAUCUAUUCUGAAAGACUCCCAGCAGUCCUUAUUUGUUGAAUUCAUGAUGCUUCCCUCCGAGCACAGAUAAAGGCUCCCCAAGGUUAAAACGAACAGGUCUAAACUGUAUUUCAUUCCAGAUGCUAUCUCCUUUGUCUAUAAGCUGUAGUAGUAAUGAGUGCUGUGUAACUAUUGCUCUAUAUACUGUUUUUCAUUCUUAUAUAUAUGAUGGGUUCAUUAUGUUUUUACUACGUGCUGCAAACUCCUCUCUACUUCACAAUUUUUUGUAAUGUUGAUAUAUUUAAAUGACCGUUAGAGAGUAUGGCAGGUAAACUAGCGAUUAGAGCGUUGGACCACGUAACCAAAAGUUUGCUAGUUCGAAUACCCAACCCAACAAGGUGAAAAAUGUGUCGGUACCUUUGAGCAAGGCACUUAACCCUAAUUAGCUCCAGGGGUGCCGUAACACUAUGGAUGACCCUAUAAACCCUAAUUAGCUCCAGGGUGCCGUAUCACUAUGGAUGACCCUAUAAACCCUAAUUAGCUCCAGGGUGCCGUAACACUAUGGAUGACCCUAUAAACCCUAAUUAGCUCCAGGGUGCCGUAUCACUAUGGAUGACCCUAUAAACCCUAAUUAGCUCCAGGGUGCCGUAACACUAUGGAUGACCCUAUAAACCCUAAUUAGCUCCAGGGUGCCGUAACACUGUGGAUGACCCUAUAAACCCUAAUUAGCUCCAGGGUGCCGUAACACUAUGGAUGACCCUAUAAACCCUAAUUAGCUCCAGGGUGCCGUAACACUAUGGAUGACCCUAUAAACCCUAAUUAGCUCCAGGGUGCCGUAACACUAUGGAUGACCCUAUAAACCCUAAUUAGCUCCAGGGUGCCGUAUCACUAUGGAUGACCCUAUAAACCCUAAUUAGCUCCAGGGGUGCCGUAACACUAUGGAUGACCCUAUAAACCCUAAUUAGCUCCAGGGUGCCGUAACACUAUGGAUGACCCUAUAAACCCUAAUUAGCUCCAGGGUGCCGUAACACUAUGGAUGACCCUAUAAACCCUAAUUAGCUCCAGGGUGCCGUAACACUAUGGAUGACCCUAUAAACCCUAAUUAGCUCCAGGGUGCCGUAACACUGUGGAUGACCCUAUAAACCCUAAUUAGCUCCAGGGUGCCGUAACACUAUGGAUGACCCUAUAAACCCUAAUUAGCUCCAGGGUGCCGUAACACUAUGGAUGACCCUAUAAACCCUAAUUAGCUCCAGGGUGCCGUAACACUAUGGAUGACCCUAUAAACCCUAAUUAGCUCCAGGGUGCCGUAUCACUAUGGAUGACCCUAUAAACCCUAAUUAGCUCCAGGGUGCCGUAACACUGUGGAUGACCCUAUAAACCCUAAUUAGCUCCAGGGUGCCGUAACACUAUGGAUGACCCUAUAAACCCUAAUUAGCUCCAGGGUGCCGUAAUACUAUGGAUGACCCUAUAAACCCUAAUUAGCUCCAGGGUGCCGUAAUACUAUGGAUGACCCUAUAAACCCUAAUUAGCUCCAGGGUGCCGUAAUACUAUGGAUGACCCUAUAAAACACAUUUCACAAUAGAACAAAACAUCUAUAUAUAUUGUUUGCAAAACAGAAAAUGACAAAGAGAAAAUUGAUAAAAUUGUUUUUUUCCCCUCAUCAAUCUACACACAAUACCCCAUAAUGACAAAGCAAAAACAGGUUUUUAGAAAUGUUUGCAAAUGUGUAUAUAUAUAUUUAAAAAAAGUAUAUCAUCUGCCAGUCACCUGCUGGUCACUACCGUUCACUAGCCGCAAAGAUGCUGGUGGUCCUCUGUAGCUCAGCUGGUAGAGCACGGCGCUUGUAACGCCAAGGUAGUGGGUUCGAUCCCCGGGACCACCCAUACACAAAAAAAAAUGUAUGCACGCAUGACUGUAAGUCGCUUUGGAUAAAAGCGUCUGCUAAAUGGCAUAUUAUUAUUAUUAUUUAUGCUGCAUCUGCAAAGGAAUAUAUAUUUUUGUUCACUAUGUCGGUCACCUGCCAGAUCUGCCACACCGGCAGGUCACCUACCGGUCACUAGCCGCACCUGCCAAAUAAUAUCUAUCUAUGUUCAAUACGCCGGUCACCUACCGGUCACUAGCCAUACCUGCCGGUCACCUUCCACACUUGCAAUUCACCUAAUUGCACCUGCUGCAUUACAUUUUCGUCAUUUAGCAGACACUCUUGUCCAGAGCAACUUACAGUUAGUGAGUGCAUACAUUUUUCAUACUGGCCCCCCGUGGGAAACGAACCCACAACCCUGGCGUUGCAAGCACCAUGCUCUACCAACUGAGCUACAGGAGACCUUGUACAGGAGACCAUCUGCCGCACCUGCCGGUCACCUGCUAGGUAAACUAAGAAGAAGAAAAAAAUAAAAAAAAGAAAGUAGAGAAAGACGAGCGAGAGAGAAGAGAGAGAGAAGAGAGAGAGAGAAGAGAGAGCUCUCUCUCUCUCUCUCUCUCUGUCUCUAUCCUCUUCUCUCUAUCUCUCUCUCUCUCGGUCUCUCUCAUCUCUCUCUCGUCUCUGUCUCUCUCUCUCUCUCUCUCUCUUCUCAUCUCUCUUCUCUCUCUCUCUCUACUCUCUCUCUCUCUCUCUCUCUCUCUCUCUCUGCUGCUUCUCCAUAAUUUUUGAAUGAAUUACUAGAUUCAUUCUCUGAUCCUUUGAUUGGUUGGACAACAUGGCAGUUCAUGCUGCAAGAGCUCUGAUAGGUUGGAGGACUUCCUCAGGAUGUCGUCAUAAUUACUGUGUAAGUCUAUGGAAGGGGGUGAGAACCAUGAGCCUCCUAGGUUUUGUGUUGAAGUCAAUGUACCCAGAGGAGGAUGGAAAAUAGCUGUCCUCCGGCUACACCAUGGUGCUACCCUACAGAGUGCUGUUGAGGCUACUGUAGACCUUCAUUGCAAAACAGUGUUUUUUUCAGCUAUUUGGUGACGUGAAUAUAUUUAGUAUAGUUUUAUCUAAAAAGGAUAAUCUUUUAAUGUUUCACUAUAAAAGAAAAAGAAAUUCACUGAGGAUGGUCCUCCCCUUUCUGCUCUGAGGAGCCUCCACUUUUGUGUGUGUGUUGAUUGGUUUGUCAUACAGCCUAGUUGUCACAGGGAGCAGGCAGGCAGGGAAAUAAAACCAAUGUUUUACUGUCAAGGCAAAACGGAGCUCAAUGAAGCUUCAAACCAUUUCCACUCUGCGAGACGCUGAGAGACGCUGCGAGAUGCGGAGACAGGGAGACACACCGUUGGAGCCUUCCCACCUCUCCGCCGAGCUGCACAGCUUUGAUCAGAACCCAGCCUUUUAUAGGGGG